AAAUAAUGAAAAAUGAAAAAAGUACCGAGUCUUGUUGAAAACUUAAAUAUAUUAUAAGUUUUAUACUAUCUGAAGUCAUUUACAAAUUAAUUUUUAUCGUUUUCCUAAACGUAUGUGACAUUGUGAAUCAGUUAAAAAUGCCAAAUAGGAUAUUAAUGAAAAAAGACCAGGUAAAUGAUUGCUCAACUUGUAUUUGUUUUGUCCUAUGUGUUUCGUUGUUCUAAUAAUUUCUACUGCGUGAUUUUUUGGUUUUAACUUUGAUAAAUUAAAUUGCUUCAUAAUUUGUUUUGAACUAUUUCAUUUUGUAUUAUUAGUAUUACUUACACAUUGGCUAUUACCAAUAAUGAAGAACACUGUAAUUAUUAACUAUAAAACAUAACAAUAUACUACAAUUCACCGAAUAGGCACUUAUUUAAUUCAAUAAUUGAUCAUUUGAUUAAUAUAUUUUACUAGAAAUGAUAUGAUAAAUUGAAUUAUAAGUUUUAGUUUAAUAUAUUAAUUUUACAUACUUACGCAUAGUACCAAAUAUUUACUAUACAAUUUAUAUAACAAAUCAUAUCAAAAAUGUUUCAUUUAGAAAUUCAAAGAAAAUUAAUAGAAAUUGUCAUAAUCAAUUUUACUUCAUUCAUUUGAUUACUUAUCUUAAAAAGCUAACACAAUUUACUAUUAUUUUGUUUUAGUUAAAUUACUUCUUAUUUUACUUGCUAACUUGAUAAUAACGUUAGCAAAUAAAUUAUUAUUUUCUUCAAAUGUCUAACAUGUAUUAAACUAAAAUCACAUUUAUUUGUUAUACUAUCUACUGAUGUACCAUGUAUUUUGUAUAUUUUGUAUAUUUUUUUGUUAAUAAAAAAAAGUUGUAGGUAUCUUAUUAACUUUUUUUUUUUUCCUAGAAAAUUGAAAUAUUUAGUAGUUUAUAUAUAUUAUAUAUAUUAAUGAAUAAAGCUAAAAAAGGAAAUAUUUAUAAUUGUUGCUUUAGUUGUCUAUAUUUAGUUAUUUAAUUUUUUGAGAAAAGUAUCUAGGUAUUUAUAAGUUUUUUGGAAAUUUAUAGCAUACUUUUCCUUUUAAAAUUAGGUUUAAUAUAUUAAUUUAUGUUAUAAAGUAUAAUGACUUCUAUUAUUAUUUUCAGGAUGUUUCCAAGUCUAAAAAUACUGAAGUAAAAAAUGAAUCUGGAGAUGAUGUACCAUUUGAAUGUGUUAAUGAUGUAAGUUUUUACAGUUUUUAUUGACAGUAUCUUUUUUAGAAAUUCUUAAGGUAUAAAUCUAGUUUACAACCCAAGCUCAUUUUCAAUUUUUUUUUCAAAAUGUGUGUUUUUGUUUGUAUAUUAAUAAUAUAAAAAAAAAAAGUUAACGAACUUCGUUUGGAAGUUAUGGGGGAAAAUUUCAUGAUGUUUGGGUUUUCUGUUUCACAUAUUUCUUAAACAUUUUCAAAUUUUUUAGCUUGGGCUGUAAACUAGAUUUGUUCCAUUCUUAAUUAGGGUUAAAAUAAAUAACUAGAUAUUCAUUACAUGGGUUAAGUAAUAUUUAAAAAUAUUUUUUCUGUUGUAUAAUGUGAAUUGUAAAAGUAAUUAUUUUAUGAAUUAGGUACUUACUAUUAAAUUAGUAAUAUUGUAUCAUGUAAAAAUAUUGUAAAAUAUAUUGAUUGUUUGAAACUUACUAUUAUUGAUCAUAAGUAAUUCAUUUCUCACUCAUAUAUUAAAAUAUAAUCAUGACUGAUACAUAAUCCUAUAUUUACUAGGUUAUGUCUCUUUAAUUUAUUUAUUCUGAAAUUUAAAACUAAGUUUACUGUCUUAACUGUUUAAAGGUUUACUAAUAUAAAUGUUGUUUCUUAAAAUCCAAAGACAUUUGAUUUAAAGAGUAAAAAAGAGCCUAAAAAGAAGUAUUUCAAUAUUUUUGAUGUUAUAAUUUUAUGUAUAUUAAAUAUAUUAUAUACAAUGAUAUAGAAAUAUGUACUCUUAAUAUUUCUUUUAAUAUAUAAAAAAAUAAAUGUAUGAAAUAAAUUGUAUUUAUUUAUUAAAAUUAAUAAUAAUAAUAACCAUAUAAGAAAUUAUAGAGUUAUGACUAAAACAGAUAUUAUUAUUAAAAAAAAAAAAAACUUUUUCCAAAUUUUUGUACACAAGUAAACUUCAGUUUCUUGGUACUUAUUAAUACUAAUAAAAUUAUUUGUAUUAUAUUUAAUUUUCCAGUUAAAUGAUGGACCUCCUACUGGACAUUCAAGUACUGCUCCUAGCCCUCCACCAACACAAAUAAACAAACUUAAGCUAGGACCAAUCACAAUUAAAAGAGAGAAACGACAAAACUCUUCUCGUUUUAAUGUUGUAGGUACUAAUCGUGAACUACAAGUUUUAAAAACACUUAAUGGUAUGUAAAUGUUCGUUCAUUUAGUUAAUAAUUUAAAUUAAGAGUGUUAAGAUGGAUACAAUUAGUAAUAUAUUUUGUUUUCUUUAUUAUUUAAAAUAAAACAUUUUCAGUGCUAGGCUUAAAAAUUAUACUUGGGUAAAAAAUAGGUUUAUAAGUUACUGAAAAGAAAUUUAACUUUUUUUUUUUAUAGAUAUUUAGGUAUAAUUUUCACCUUUUUUGAUUAACGUUAGAUCAGGUACUGUUAUAUUGACAACUUGUUAGUAGGUAUAUAUUAUGUAUUAUAUUGGGUAUAAAGCUGUCAGGAAAAUUGAUAUGAUACGGUUUGUGGAUGAAAGUAGUAAUAUCAGACAAGGAAGGGAAUUGUUUUUGAUGCUGUAGAGCAUGGAAGAAAUACUGUUUAAUAUGCAUAAGCUAAACAUGAGUUAGUAGAAGCAAUAAUAUUUGGGCAAGUAUACAUCUAUAAAAUAACCAAGAAAUAGAGCACAUGGAGAAGUUAACAUACUGGGGAAGUAUAAUAAGUUAAGAUGGCAGAAAUAAAAGGGAAAUAAUGAAGAGAAUAAGCCAAGCUAACAUAGCAUUUAAGAAAUAUUAUUGUGCACAUUAAAAAAAACUUUUUGAAAACGUAUACAUAGAGUAUAAUGUUGUAUGCCAGUGAAACUUAGACGAUUGCCAAGGUAGAACAGAGAAGAAUAGAAGUUUUUGAAAUGUGAUGCUACAAAAGAAUAUUGAAGAUGAUAAAAUAACUAGAAUGCAAAUUUAAAUACUCUAAAAAACAAGAUAAAUGACCUAAAAAUUAUUUUAAAUGUUGAAAAAAAUUUUUUUAUUAGGUUCAUUAAUUUACUAAACACAACAAUGCAUAUAGUGCAAUACAACUACAGUGUAAUUCAAUAUAAUAGCUUAUCGUUUUCUUUAUUGCAGCCGAUAUCAUAUUUAUCUGGUAUAAUUGGCAAAUCUAUAAUACAUUUUAAAAAUAGGAAUUUGAAUAUUUUUUUUUCUUCUAGGAAGAAAUCGAAAUUAAUUUUAUUAAAUUUUCUAUUAACUCUAUGAAGUUUGUGAAUAAAAAAAAAUGUACCUAAAUAUGCACAUGAAAUUUCAAAAAAUUAUCUAAGAAUAAAAGUUUUAUAUUUUAAUUCCUUGAAAUAUGAAACAAAUUUUGUGCUUGGAUAGUAUUGCUUUAGGAUAUUUAGAAAAUAAACUCAAUUUGCAUUAUAAUCCGCAACUCUAAUGAUAACCAACAACAAGGAAGAAUCAGAAUUGAAUUGAAUAAAAAAAUAAGAAAUUAAUGAAUUGGAAAUCUACCGAGACAUGAUGGGUUGCUGGUACAGUUUAUAGAGGGGUGUAUGCAAGGUAAAAAUUAUAGAGAAAGACUGCGUUUAAUGUAUAUGUGAUGGAUAAUAAAGGACCAAGAGUGUAAUUCUUACGAUGAAACAAAAUGAAAGGCAAGGGAAGAAUGGAAAAUUGUUACAUACUAAUCUCAAAAUUGAAUGAAAAGAAGAUUAGGGUUUAGUUUUUUAUUUAUUUAUUAUAUACUAUCAACUUUGUUAUGAAAUUUGUGUUACAAAAUAAUUUGAAUUUAGUAUGUUUUUUUUUACUUCAUUAUUCUAGUUUUCAUAAUCAUAUUUUUAAAUUAGUUGUAGUGAUUACUAGAGAUCAGAUGUUUUAGAAUUUUCUUUUAAAUUACAUAAAGUACAGAAAUAAGAAGUAAAAAAAAAAAAAAAAUUAUAAUGAGUACAUUGCAGGUAUUUUGGUUUUUAGAUUGGCCACUAUUGUAGGUGAGAAAUUACUCUUCUAGUGUAAUUUGAUUUAUAUCUGUAAUAAAUCAUUGCUUAUGAAAAACAAUUGUGACCAAAGUUUGGUUAAUCAUAUUUUGAUAAACUUAAAUUAAAAAUUGUAUUUAUUUGUAAUGUACUUACAAUUGUUCACGUAUUUUCAUAUCAAAUUGGUGAGCUUUUUUUUACAGUUUUCAUCAAAAUUUAAACUUUUAAACGCUUAUAUAUUUAUAUAUGUAUAAAAAUUAUGCUUAACUUUUCCCAUUAAGUAAAACUUGUAUCAAAUUUUUGAUGAUUUUUGCUGGGCUAAAAAACUUAUACUCUAUUAAUCGGAAAAUAGUACUCAAAAUACCAGGAUUUUUGUGAUUUUUAUCAAAAUAUUAACUUUGAGUGCUUAUAAAAAUAAUGUGCUCACAGUUUUUCAAUCUUUUUAUACUAUCAUAAUAACAACUUAUGAUGAACUUCACACCAAAUUUUCAUGUUUUUUUUUUAGAAGUCAAAAAAACUUGAAAGUUUUAAAUAGCUAUUAAUCUCAAAAAUUGUCAGAAUAAUUUGAAAAUUUUACCACGUCUAGAAAUAGAAUUCGGUGAAUAUUUUAUGUCUGUGAUUUGUUUUAAAUGAAUUACAACAAAAACAAAAUUGAAAAUAACUGAAACCAUUAAAAUUUUAUCAGAACUAUUCCUACAUUUUUACUUUUUUCCCUGUUUUUCUUAAUUAUUAUGAAAAUUACAAGGAAAAUCAAAAAAAUGACUUCUUCAAUACACCAAUUAAACAAAAUGUGUUUUUUUACACUUAUUAUCGGAACAAGAUUUCUGAUAGAAAAGUUGUUCUUAUUGUUUUAUUUAUUAUUUUAUUAUUAAGGAUUUACACGGUAAUGUGUAUUAUGUGUACAUAAUUAUAUAUUGGUCCCUUAUUUAUGCCAGUUUAACAUACUAUAAUUGUAAUUAUGAAAGCUAUGGUUUUCGUAAUUUGUUGUGAUACUUCCAACCCGACCGUUGGGACAGCUUGUGUGUUGAGCCAACACUUGUUACACCAGCACACACGUGACCGUAUCGCGUGUAGACGGUAGUGACAUCUAGCGACGUAAAUACUGUUGUUAUUUGUUCCGGGCCCCGCCAGUGUUCGUGACAGCCGUGUUCGACUGUUUCCUUGGUUACCCUCGCAGCACUCGUCCAGCCAUCGCCUUCUCUUCGCAUAUUAGUUCUACUACCCGCCCCCGCACGUACGUAUCUGCUACCACAUCGAUCCACCGUGAGCCCAAAGCUUGUAGACACCACACUAGUCCGCAAAUUACUGUCGCCGAAACGCCAUGUACGUGUAUGAUUGUUUCAACACACAUUUAAGUUUUCAUUUUAUUGUUUGAUCGUGAUUCAAUUUAUAGUAAAAAUAAAAUCACAUACGUACGACACUGUAAUCGUUGCCGCACUCCCGAGGUUUCUAUAUGUUUUUGAUAUUCGCCUUCACCGUUCGACGAGAAACCCUAGCGUUAUGUAUGCACAUUGAAAUGUUUCCAUAGAUUACAAUUUACAGUCGAUUAUAGAGUAAAUUAUAUAGUAUCCCUUAGUUUUUACUAUGACUUUGUAAAAAUAUAUGUGAUUUUGAUAUACACAUGUGCACAUUCACCAUUAAAUAUCGAGUCAUUUGUCUAAAGUAAUGAAAAAACGAAGUUUGUGUUGAUAGUUUUCGCUAACAACAGACUUGUGUGAUUAGUUUAAUUUAAAAUUUAGUAAAUGUCAAAAGGUCGUACAAGGGUGGAGUCACUGCGCUGCGAAGGUUUAAUUUUUUAAAAUAAACUAUUUUUUCGAGUUCUUUACUGCACUGGCAAUCAGAAUUUUCUGACAUAACUUGUGUUUUUUUAAGUUUUUUCUUUGAUAAAAUGUAUAUUGUGUGAUAGAUACAUAAAUAAUGGAUUUUAUAAUUACUGUUUUUCAGUUAUAAGAUUAUUUUUGUAGGUAUUUUAAUAGUUUUAAUUAAACAUUAUAAGCAAAUAAUGAAUUUAAAUAGUCACCUAUUUUCUAGUAUAUGAUUUUAGUAAAAAAAUUAAUUAUGGCAUUUGUGCAUACAAUCGCGAAAUAUACUUCGUGUAUUUACAAAUAACAUUUUUAAUUUAUAUUAUUUGUGUAUGCUAAUUUAAAUAGCAUUGUUUUAAAUAGAAUAUUCAUAAAUCUUAAUAGAUUAUAUAUUCAAAUGUUAAUAUCUUCUAAUAUUUCAAAUGUCAUUUUAAAUAUAAUUGAGUUAUUGCAACUAACAACAGUAUAAUUUAUUAUGUGCAAGUUAAAUGGUUCUUAACAACUAAUUAAGCAGGUAGUUGUUUUAAAAUUACAUAUCUACUUACUUCCUAUAUGAUGGCUGAUUAUUCUAAACAAAUCAUGCUCUAAAAUCGACUGAAAAUUAUCAACUCAUUCAAAAAAAUUAAUCAGUUUUUAAUUAAUUAAUAUUAAAUUUAUAGUGGGGGAUAAAUGAAAAUAUACGAUUUACGAUAUUAUCGUUUGUUCGUAAAUCUAAGCAUUACCAACAUCUACAUCGCGACUUUGAAGUACGUGCUCUGAUUUAUGUUGUUUACUACACCUAACCGUAGUGCAGACGUUUGCGAUUUUAUAUGGUAACGAAAACUACAUGAUCUUAAAUGGGUGUUACGAUUAAAAGCCUGUGGUGUAGUGAUUAUGGUAGUGAACAGAUCUGCGGGUGGUCGUAUGCUCUCACUGAGCACAACUGUCAACGGCACUGCGGCAGUGGUGACGGGUAACGUGCAAUCUGGUGUUCCGUUACUGCCCAAAAGCCAAAACUUUCAUAGUGGUUUGGAUCUGGUUGCUGAUCGCGACAAGUCAAUCAUUAUGUACUAUGAUCGGUCGAUAGACUUGCCCAGGCUUCACGGUGAGUUAUAUAUUAUAUGGGGUUAGACGAAUUUAAUAAUAAAUUUACGCACAUAAGGUUUGAUUGAAAAUUUCACUUUUAGUGUAUAUGUAAUUAUAUACCUACGGAAUGUCUCCACAUUUAAUUUUAUAUUUAAUAAUUUAUUAUGUAAACUUCAAAUUUAUUUAAUUGAAUGAUUUUAUUUUGUGAGUUUUUAAAAGGUAAAAAUUUACACGUUAUAAUAUAUAAAUAUUAUUCUAUUUGAAAUUUACGAUCAUCGCGUUUAAAAAUAUAUUAUAUAAUGCAUCUGUAUCAUAAUAUUAUAAAUUUUCUUUGUUACAUAAAUUGUUUUCGAUAUUUUGUUAUUAUACUAAUGUUAUCCUAUAAUAUAUUUUUUCUCAAUUUGGGGGCGUGAACACAUUGCUAAGGAGGUACAAGCAAUCAUCACAAAGUAAAAUUAUUGUAUUUAUUACAUUUUGUAUUUUACAAUGUAGGGGAAAAAUAAAAAAUGAAUAACGACCGUAUGUCGGAUAGAUUUGUUUGCUUAUCGGCCUUUAUAUUAAUAUUAUAUAUAUUUUUGUUGAUGGUAUUUAUUUUUUUUUUGAGAGGAAAGGGGUGAUAUUUUUAAAAAUUUACAAAGGGGUAGAAUAAAAGAGGUUGGGAACCACUGCUAUAGUAGUAUGUUUUUGUUUUUGUUAUAGUUAGUCCGAUUUAUAUUUAUACAUUUUUUUUUUUAAAUACUUGACGUAUCUUUUCUUGAUGGAUUUUUUGAUAGAUUUUCUGUAUCUAUAUGCAAUUAUUGAAUGAUAAUAAUAUUUAUUAUCAGAAUUUAUGAAUAUUAUAUUGUUCAUGCUUUCAUUUUUACAAAGCUCUUUUAAAAAUUCUAAUCUAUUUAGUAACAAUCUUAGUAUUAUAUAAAUAGACGGAAGAUCUUCUACUCGCAAGAGUAUUAAAACUUUUGAGUUACGUCUUAUCAGAGAUAUUUAUAUUGUUGAUUGAUUCUAUAUUAAAUACAAGAUUUAAUAAAACCAAACAAAUACUUAUACUAAUUCAUUGUAAUGGAAUAUUACAUAAAUAUUUGAUUUUGAAUUUUAGAUUCAAAGAUCUAUUGGCUUUACUAUGAUGUAUUUUUUUUUUUUUUUUUGUCUGUAAACAACUUUUCUAUCAGAAAUCUUGCUCCGACGUAUGUAGUGUAGCACCUUUUCUGAAAGGUAAUUUUGUUUAGUUAGUGUAUUAAAGAAGUUAAUUUUUAAUUUUCCAAGUGUUCUUCAAAAUAAUUAGGAAAAACCGAAAACUAAAUUAAAGGUAAACGGCAAAUAUUUACGGCGCGUCGCGACUUUACUGAUUUCAUUAUUUCUAAUUGUUGCGAACUAUGUUUUCUACGAUAAAUAAUACUUUAAUAAAAAAAAUUGCUUAGGUACCUCUUUAGAUCUAGUUGUUUAAUUAAGUGGGUUAUUUGUUUAUUCUCUUAAUCGUUUUUCGUUAGCAAUAGUUUAUCUUUACGUACAUAUAUAAGUUAAAUAACUUUAUGUAUAUUACCUUUCUAACUUUCCAACUAUACAACAGUGGCUGUACGCUUGCACCCCUCUCGAGUAUUAAUUCUUUUUUAAUUCAAUUAUUUCGAGAUAUAUAGUUAUAUAUAAGUUUGAAUCGUGGUCUUUAAUAGCAAUUAUUGUAUUCACGCUGAAUACACUUCAGUUUAUUAUAUUUUAAUGUUUUUUUUAAAUCCCUAACUCCAUUCUUAUUAGAAAAUUAUUACGAGCACGCCACUGACCAUAUUAUAUAAACAGCUUUUGAAUUCAACCAAUCAUCACUGAGUUGUAGUGGUUGGAAGAUGAUUAAUUUGGUGUAAGGUCUAUGAUGAAAUUUUAGUAGGUAUCACUACUAGUAAUAACCAAAUUAUUAUGAUGUACAUUAUCGAUGUAUGCGUUGCGUAGAUUUCGUGAAUCUAAAUCAAAGGUUCCUAAACUCGAUGAAAUUGCCUCCUCGCUGGUCAAAAUAAACUACUGGGGAUUUAUAAAUAGACCCCUUUGAGAACCUCUAAUCUAAACAUAGAUAAAAAAAAAUUAGCCAUUUUAGAUAGUAUUAAUAGAUAUUAUUAACGAUUAUAUAUAUUAUAAAUUUUUAAUUUGUAAUAGAGUUAAUAGGCCAAUAUAGAAAACACAGUUUAUUAUUUUUUUAUUAGAGAAUUGCACACUUUUAUUAAAGAUCGUUGAGUGGUCAUCCAUUAGAUUAUUAAAAAUAUUUGACGGGAUUAAUAAUAACAUAUCAUCAUCGUAUUUAACUUUACGAUCCAUCGUGUUUGUUUAAACUGAAAUUCUUUAUUAUUAAAUAUUAAUUAUUGUGAAAAAAAAAUAUUCCCGUUAUCAUAACAUAUGAUUUAUUGAUUUAAAACUAUUAAUAUUUGGCAUUUAUAGUCGUAGAAUUCAAAUGUUUAAGUGAGCAUAACUUGUGAGAUUAACUUCUCACACAACUAAAGGAGAACUGUGCUUUACAAGACUACAAGGAUGACGUUUUAUUAUAUUAUUAUAGUUCUUACCACAACUUGCCAUUUUUGGCGUAUUUGUUACGCACGUUGUACAAACAAACUAAUCAACGAAUACUUUAUAACGAUUACCAACGAAAAUAACAUUUAAAUAAUUAAAUUGGUAAUAAUUAAAAUGUUUAAGUCUUAUAAAUUAGAUAUAUAAACAAAAGCCCAAUUCAUAUUUAAAUUCUGCGAUGUAGGUGUUAGAGUGUGUUUGAAAAAUAAUCUUCUGCACAAAAACAACUAAUCGAAGUAAAAACUAUUCGCUCAGAAGGCAUUCAUAUUGUUCCCGGGAUCUGUCCAUGAUAGAAACUUGAAAAUUAACCAUGAAUGAUUUUAUUUUUUGUAUCUUUUUAUUUUAUAUUUUUAUGACAGGUGUACAAGUUAUUAUAUUGAUUGAAUAAUAAAAGAUAAAAAUUUAAAGUAAUAUAACAAAUCAUGUUUAUUUUUUGGACAAUUGUUCAUUUUAUUUUUAUACAUUAAUUUAUUGUUAUUCAGUUUUUAAAUUUAUAUUUUAUUAUAUUCAUUGAAACAUUCACACCCAUUUGUAACUAGUAGUUAUAAACGCCUUGGUUUAUUCAAUUCCGCGGUAGUAUUUCUUCUUUGUAUUAGUUUACUUUAUACUUUUGUUCGAGUGUUUUUUUCCUAUUUUGUGAUUGUUGAGUUUUUCGUCAAUACAUAUACUCAUUAUAGGGUAUUGAAUAAAAUAAUAUUAUUUUGAAUAAUAGUUAAAUAAAAAAGUUAAUUCUUUGGCACUAAUGAAAUAUAUUAUAUUUUUUUUAAAUUGUUGUCUGUCCGUAAACAAUUUUUUUACUAAAAAUGAUUUCUUUUUUUUCCAAUUAAAUUAUUUUGUUGUAAUUCGAUUGGAAAUACCUGCGAUUUUUAAUUAUAUUAGCUUUUUAUAGGCAUAAUAAAAAAUUUAAAAUAUUUUGUCGAUUUUUAAGCUAUUUAUUUGAGUUUAUAUUUAUAGCCUUGAGAUAUUUGUUUUUAAUUUUUAAUUGGAUAAAAAUACAUUGACUCAGAAAAAAUGCUCGAAAAUUCAAUAUGAAGUUCUCCAUAAGUUGUAUUUAGUGAUAUUGAAUGUAAUGUAAUUAUUAUUAUUUUUUUAAACUAAAUUUUAAUUUUAUGAAAAUCAUGAAAACAUAUUUUACCGAACUUCGAUCAAAAUUGUUGGUUUUGCAAACAAUAAUUUAUCAUUUCAUACUACAGAUAUAAAUUAAACUAUAUAUCUUAGCCAACGCCAACUUCCAAUCUACAGCAGUUGCACUGUGGGUAUAUAAGUUGAAUUUUAUAAUCUGUGGGCACAGCGUUGUAGAUCGUCGUCAUCUAACCAUUAACCUAAUUUAACCUUUUUCAUAUGCAAGUUGUUAUCCAAUCAUCUAAUCUGGCUAACUACUCUUCUCUUUUUUCUGAAUUUAUCCGCAGGGUUCUUUUGAUAUGAACUAUUUUACAGUAUUUAUAGAUAUUUCGUGUGUAAAUUUCAAUAAUAUAUUUUUUAUUUUAAAAAUACAAUUUUAUAAUAUCAUUAAAAUUAAUAUUUUAUUAAGAAUAAUUAAAUAAAUGUUUUCUCCUUUAUAAAUAUGGUGUAUUGUAAUAUAUUAUGUACUGCAAGCACACAUUAUAUUCAAGUCGAUGUCCCCAGUCCCCCUAUUAAUAAUUUAUACUCUAUAUGCAGUGUGUUUCCCAUUAAUUUUUUUGAGAGUAUAUCAAGUCGUCAAAUAAUACUAAAAUUUAAUAAAAUACAAAUAUUUUUCUUAUGGUUUAGAGGGGUGAAGGAUUUGUCAAUAAUAAUCUUGAGAGUUCAAAUCGCAAAUUGAUUGAGGCUUGGGAGUAUACGCAGUAUACCUAUAAUAUUUAACAAAACUUUGAGAGUAUACAUCGUAUUUGUAGAAUACCAUAUGGAAUCACCCCUAUUUAUAUAUGAUUUAUCUGUAAAAAAAAGAAAUUUUAUUUUUCCUAUGCAUUGUCAUUGAUGUACGUACCUAUUAAUUUAUAAGUUUCAUCAAUAAUUACUCUGUGUUUCCCGUUUAACCUAUAUAAAAAGGGGGGGGGUCAUCAACAUUUACAAACGUAUUUUUCUCUAAUUUAUAGGUUGGCCUGAAUGAAAAAAAACCUAACACAACUUUUGUUCUCAGUAACGGACCAGGAAAAGCGUGUUAUAGCAUAAUUUCCCGCAAAAAACCUAAUCUAACAUACGUAUUUUUUCCUUUCAAUUUUAUAAAAGUAACUAUUUCCAAAAUAUCGGUUUUAGCACGAAUUAAAAUGUGUCUUACCAACAACUAGCUAUAAGUUGUCCAUAAGGAAAAGGACACUAUGACGUCUGAUUACACUGUUUCAUUUCAAAAUUGUAUAUUUAUUAAUUUUUAUUAUUACGUUAUCAAACUAAGAUUCGUGGUUAGUUUUAAUUCCAGUCAUAGUGGUGACUUAUAAAACCGGUAAGACAUUUUAUUCCAGCUAAAAUAUUGGAGUUUUGAAAAGUUAAAGUUUUGAAUAUUUUUCAAUUUAUGUGUUUAUUACAAUAAGAUUCAUGUAUUCAACUAAUCAUAAAUUUAAAUAAUUUUGUAAUUUUGUAUUUUUUUAAUGCUUAACGCCUGUGUAAAUGUUUAUUACCAAUGUUAUAUUAUUUGUAAUUAUUUGGUGUUUCAGUAUAUUAGCUUUGGUAUUAUUGGUAUUAAAACGUUUAAUAUGUAUAAAUAGUUACCUAUUAUAUAGAGAUGUUUCGUAUAUCUGGCCAUCGAAUAAUAAGUAAUAAUCGGGUACUCAAUACCAUAGUCAGUACUCUGCCAAUAUUCCGUAUCUGGCGUAAUAAUAUAUUAUCUCGAACUAUAAUCCGGUACUAAGCUUGCUGUCUAAUUUAACAAAAUGAAAAAUGUAUGAAAAUAUAUUUUUUAAUUUUUUAAUAGAAAUAAUUAUAAAAAUAAAAAAUAUAUAUUAUUUAUUAAUUACCUAGUUGCUACUAGAUAUUGUAUUUUUUGCACUUUAUCAAUAUUAGAAUCUUGAUUAUCACAGUAUUACACAACACUCGGCUUUUAUUAAUAUAAUUACUUGACUGCUAGUUGCCCGGUAUUUAUGUAAAUUCAAAUUAUUACUCAGUAAAUACUUAGUACCGCGAUUUGUUAAUAAAUAAUCUACGAAAAACAUUUAUCUUCUUGACCUGACCUGUAUAUUCUCAGUUGUCAUACAAAAAAUAUUUUUGUUUAUUAUAUGUAUAAAUUGUUAUUAUUUAGUAUGGGAGAGUUUUGACCUUUUGGUUUUUUUAAAAUCUAGUCGAGUCAAGUAUUCAUUUUUUCGAGUAAAAUUCAGAAGUCAAGUACUCGAUUUGAGAAAAUUCGACACUUUAGUACUCGACCAAUUCUACAAUUUAGUUAAAAAUUCUAUAUAUUUUAAGUUACAAUUUAAUUUUAAAAUGAUGUUUAAUCUGUUUUAAAAUACUAUAAUAUACCUAAUUUAAAAUUUUAAGAUUUGUAUACUCAAUAGUGUGUAUUUGCAAGUAUUAUUUCGGCUCUCUAAGAGAAAUCAGUACUCCCGUAUUUCUAUGAUUCUUUCAACUGUUGUAUAUUUUUCGAUCAACUGAUAAACAGUGUCGACAUUUGAUAACUACACCUUGAGUGUAAUCAUGACGUCAUGGUAUCCUUAUCUGCUUGGAAUCCCAAAUAUCUGAUUGUUGGUAAGACAUUUGUAUUCGCGCUAAAAUUGAUCGGUUUGAGUUAGUUAAAUUAAAAAUAUAUAUUAUUUUCUCGCUCACGUAAACCUAAACAAUUUGGUGAAAAUACGUUAGAAAAAUAUCGAUGACCCCUAUUGUAUAAAAUUGACGGAGAUCGCGGAAUAUUUUUCCUUCAACCAACUCCAGCGUCGUCUUAGGCCGCGCGUAUCAUCGGUGCGUUUUCAUACGCCGCAUAUGAAAAUACAUUAAGAUGACGUUAUACUCGCAUGUGCUGUCUCGGUCCAACUAACGGGCUAUAUAGCAGAAUCUGCCUUAUGUAGACUUCGUAGAACUCUCUUAAUUUUGAUUUUAGAGUAAAAUCACCUAUUUUAAAAUUUAAAGAGAAUAAUAUUCCGGUGGGCAAAACUCAUUGUUUUGCCCAUUAUUUUAAUUAUUAUUCCGAAUAUAAUGUUCAAUACAUCGUUUAGAAUAAAAGACUAAUUCAUCGUUUUUAAAUGAUUGUAACAUUUCUAAAAAUGAAUUUAAAAAAAUAAACGCAUCAUCUUCCUCUCUGGAAUAAUGUACUCUUUUAGUUUUAUAAUAAGUGCUUUUACUCCAACCAAAAUUAAGUGAGUUCCAUGCAGUCUGUGUAAGGUGGAUUUUUUUAUAUUGCCCUAGUUGGAAUGAGACAGCACAUGCAGAUAUACCGCACUCUUAAACAAAUGAAACGUUACACAGCCUCGCAUAAUCAUCUGCUUGCGUUUUUUCGUUGAUGCGUUGACUACGAGCCGUACGCGUGGAUCGUUGGUUGUCGGUAUUGACAUGUUGACUGUCGCGCGUUUCAUACGUGGCGUUUAUUAAUUUAUAAACAUUUAUAUUCAUUUAUCCUUCACUUAUCAAGGGAAAACAAGUACAAAUUUAAUAAUGUAUUAUUUGGAAAGACUUAAUGGAUCCGAAAAUAAUUUUAAAAUUUGUUUUCAUUGUUUCUUAAAUCCCCGUACGACGUUAAAAAACUUCUUUUUAAAAUUCUUCGUGAAAGUAAAGGAUGAUUGAACCCACAUUCUCCGCUCUUUUAAUUUACGGUUUUUUUUUUUUAUAUAAUUUGUUUAACACGUGUAUUAAUUUUUGGACGACUACUGACACACAACUGACUAUUUCGAUGAGUAGUAUGAUUCGAAACGCUUCAAAAAUACUUGUCGAAGUGAAAACAAAAUAUGGCAUGUUUGAAAACGCCGAGUAUGAUACGUGUUGCUGUGAAACGGGCCUAAGUACAUUUAGAAUUAGUUACAUGCCACCAAAUGUACUGUACUGAUUUAAUUUCAACCAUCAUACAUAAGAUUACAAGAGAGGCAUACUAGACAAAUUAAUAUUAAUUAUAAUACUCUUGAGGAAACAUACAAAUUAUUACCUGCAUCAACAACAAUCCAUGAGAAAAAUCACAUUUUCACAAAUUCAUACAUAUACAAAAAUAAUGAUAUCGGUUUUGACAAAAUUGGAUGAAUUGGAUGGGCAAAUAUUAUGAACGUUACAAAAUUUAUUAUAUUUGAUUAAAUAAAUGGUAUCAUGGUACUCGGGAGAUGCAGUGAUUUAAGAUUUUACUUUGUAUUUAAAUUUAUUACUUUAGUCUAAUUGGCGUUAGAACUUGAUCUUGUGUGUAGGUAAUAUAAUUAUACACAAUAUAAUAUGUUAUAACUAAAUUCAUUGGUGUGCGCAGAAUAGGAGAAAGUUAGGUUUUUGAAUUCCCAUUGUCUGAAAAAAUAUUCUACGUUUUAGGUAUUCAGAAUUUAUUAUUUACUAGUUUCUCUCCCAUUUUGACAAUUUCUGGGUAUGCUACAUAUAGUAUGAAUAGGUGAAAAGUUUGAUGAUGUAGUUCAAUACUAUUAUAUAAUUUAUAAAUGAGUUGUAAAAUAAUUUAAAUUGGGUACAUAUUUUUUAUUAAGUAUAUGUAGUUAUAUUUUAAUUAUAAAUUAUGCAUAAUUUCCGACAAAUUAAUUAGUUUUGAUUGUUUUUUCAAGCUAAUUAAUCGAACUAUGGUUGAAGUUUUCUCUAGAUCGAUUACGAUAUUUCAUAAUUGUACCUACAUGAUGACGUUUUCGUUAUUAUUAAAAUAAUAUUUUAUUUGUGUUACAAUAUUAUUAGAUUCUAUAAAUAGAAAUAUUGUAUACUUUGGUACUACGGUGGUCCACAGUAAAAUUCAAUAAUUUUCAUCGCAGACAAUAGUUUAUAUAUUUAUUAAUUCUCAAAUCAAAAUUAAACAUUACGUAUAACGUUAUUAGCCAAUUUUAUAGUUAACAAGAUAAAUGUAUAAUUACCAACAUAAAUUUUAAGUAACUGUAGAAGAUUAUUUAGCAUAAAGAUGGGACAUUUUUUUUCUUUUAUAAUUUUAAAACUAUAGGUAAAAUGACAAAUAUUUACGGCGUUCCGUUUUCAUUGAUUUUAUUAUGUUAACACGAUGUUUUAUAUUAGAAAUAUGGCUCCAAUUCAAAAAUGACAGGAGAUCGAUUUUGUUCCCUAUAAUAUUUCGCUACUGACAGAGUAAGUCGUUUUUCGAUAUUUUAAGCAGUUUUCUUGAUAAUUGGAAAAAGUUAAAAAAGACGAAAUAUACGAUUUUUUUUUUCAAAUUAUGGCACAAUGAUUUCAUUAUUUUAAAUUUUUACAACUUAUUUUUCUCACCAUAAAUAUUGCUCCAGUAGAAAAACAUCAAAAGAUCUUUUUUGUUGAAUUUUUAUUUAGUUGGUGACUAAGAAAGUUGUUUCUUGAUUUUCUAUGUAGUUUUUUAAAUAAUUGAGCAAAACCGAUAAAUAUGUAGAAUAAACGAGAAAAUGUAUGAAAAUGAUUCUUUUAUACAUAUUUUAAAUUUUGUUUUUUUUUUAAUGUUAUUCAGUUUAAAAUAAUCGUAGGGACUUAAAAUGUUAACAGACAACUUAUAUUUAUUUAUUCUAUACUUAGUAAAACUUUCAGAACAUUUGAGCAAUUUCUGAGCUAUUUAUAGAAAUUUUAAUUUUGAGUUUUAUAUGGUAGGUACCAUGUAGAUAAAUUGUUAAACUUAAUAGAAAUGAUUGGAAAUUUAAUAGGAGAUGGUUCAUUAUAAGUGGUAAAAAAAAUUAUUUUUAAGUUGUUUUUUUUUUCAUAACAGUUUUAAUAUCAAAUUUUUGCGAAAAUUAUAAAAAUUACGACAUUUCAACAUUUGGGUAACGGAACUUCGCUCUAAAUCGUUUUUCGUUAGCAACGGUUUAUCGUAGGUUAUAGAUAUAAAUUAAAUAACCUUAUGUAUUCCACCUUCUUAACCACUCGCUUGUAACAGUAGCCGCAUCCGUCCGCAGUAUCAGCUCUUUUUUUUCCGAGUAUAACCGACAGCAGUAAGGGGUUUGUUAACACAAUAAUUCACUAACUACUGCUAUCGUUUAUUAAAUAACUUAUGAAUUAGCUUAUCGUAUGUAAAAUUGACGCUUUCCCCAUCUGGCUUUAGCCAGAAGGCUAAAUUAUCCUUAGUUAUAUGAAUCAACCUUAGUGAGAUGUGGGACUCUCGUCCAUCAACAUCCCCUGACAAGCUUAGCCUAGGUGGGGGCCCUUUAUUUUCUCCACCUGGUUAGAACCCACCGGUCUGGGGUCUUGUACGUGAUGCUAUUCGCAGCCGGUGAAGUGAGAGCCAGGUAGCUUGAAUAGCCAUGCAGUGUGUGUUGUUUUACGACAGAAUCGUAGAAGACAGUGGACUGCCACAUUACGGCAGUCCACACUGAUAAUGUCCAUAGCUUUUGGAUGUAGGUAUAGCACUACUAAUAUAAAAGUAAAAAUUAUAUGACAAGUGUCCGUCAAUGUGUUAAAUUAAUAUUUAGUGGACCAUUUUGAUAUAGACUUAAUGGUAUAUAUUGUAUCUCUAUUUACUGUAAUCAUUUAAAUUUACGUCCUUCAAUUUUAAACUCCUAAUUCACACUGGUAGUAUAUUAGUAUAUUAUAACAAAAUAAAUGUUCGUUUCACUUAGCAACCUUGCGAUUUAUUAUAUUUAAUUGUUAUAUAAACGGUAUGUCCAAACAAAUACAUAUUAUAAUUUUCAUAUAUGCUUUAUUUAAGAUACAUUAAGUACGUAGUUAUGCAUACUGCAAUGUUUUUGAAGUUCAGUUAUCUAUGUAACAGUACCAAUGCGUGUACACAUAUUUUUAAAAAAAAUUGCAUACAAAUAUAAUUUUGUGCUAUGAUGCUAAUUGGUAUUUAUUAUUUACUCGUGUAUUUUUUGACUAGGGAUUUUUUAAUAGUAAAAAUAGUUUAUUUAACCCUAUUGUAAAAUGUUUUGCAAACUAUAGUUUAAUAUCUAUAGUUAGAUGGUAUAGAUAAAUAUUUUUAUUAAAGGUUUCCUUUUAUUAUUAUAUUUAGCUUGGCGAUUUUUUAAUACCUACAUAAUGUUAGUUAAAUUAGUUGAAGUAAAAUAGAAAAACAACAACUAUAACAAACUAAAACACGAUAAAAUAGUGGAAUGUGUAAUAUGAUUGUUGAUUAUAUUACACUAGUCGUGAUUUUAUCCUCGAACAUUUUUUAUUAAUACAGUUCUACGAUGUUUUAUGAUAUUAAAUUUGUUGGCUUAUUAUCUAUAGGUAAUAGUUAAGAUUAAUUGAUUUAUUGGAUUUCUGGUUCUUGAAAGGCCUACUUAUUAUUACGUAUUACCAUAGACCUAAUAUUAAUUAAUAGUAAUAGACUACACAAUGAUAAUAAAUAAUAAUAAUAUGUUGCGUUGCUAAUAUGAACGUGGGACAAUCAUAGAUAAAGCCCAAAAAUAUUUUAGCUUGACAUAAAAUAUUUCGCCCAAAUUAAACGUCAUGUUUUACGGUCUUCUUGUUACUAAACUUAAAAUUACAAAUGUAGCUGUAACAAUAGUAACGCCAUUCUCGUUAGUCUUUCACAUUUUGUCCAACACUACAUUGUUUAUCAAACAUGUUGCUUUGGUAUGACAGUAUAAGCAUGGUUUUAAAUUUUGUCUGCCACAUUUUGCGGUAUUUCUGCGACUAUGUAGUGAAUUCUUAGUGGGUUUUUAAAUUCUUGUGAAUAGUAAGACUGUAAUUCCCUGUUUAUGUACAGUAUUGAUUGACUAUUGUACUCCGAAUUUUUAUUUUAAACUGCUCUGAAACUGCCUGUAAACUAUUAUAAAUUAACUAUUUAUAUCUAUUAAUACCUGGAAAUGGACUGUUGAAAAAGGGCUAUAUUUUAUUAUAGUUGACCAUCUCCCAACCCGCAUGGAUCGUAGUUGAGUAGUAUCGGAAUGAGUCAAGUUGACUAUAUAGCGUGACAGCGGAUACAACUCAUUGCAAUUUUGUUUUUCCCCAUUAAUGUAGUAGUGCGUUAUUAUAUUAUAGCCCAUGAGUUCAAAGAUUAUAAGUAAAACAUUAACAAUUUCAUCAAAAUCAGCUCGUUAUUUAUUAUACACAUUUAUCCAUAGCUAAAUAUAUUUAAUUAUUUAAUAUAUUUAUUGACCACAAUUAAAAAAAUAAAAAAUCUGAUACUUGGGACGUUUGUGGCUACUGUUGUGGGUAGGAAGUUGGGAAGGUAGGAUAUAUAUAUAUAUAUAAAGUUAUUUAAUUUAUAAAUGUACGCAAAUAAACCAUCACUAACGAAAAACAGUUUGGAGCGAAGUUCAGUAAGACAUAUUUUGAAAUGUCGUAAUUUUUACGAUUUUCGUCAAAAUUUGAUAUUAACUCUUAAAAAAAAAAAAAAAUUGAAAAAUACUACAUUAUACAUUCAACUUUUUUUUUGGCCAUUAAGUACAACUUAUAAUGACCUCUUAUUAAAUUUUCAAGCUUUUCUGUUAAGCCUAAUAAUUUUUCUUACUAAGUACAUACCAAAUAAAAUUUACUUAAAAAAUCCACAAAAUUAAAAUGUUCGUAAAUAAUUGAAAAAUGGGUCAAAUAUUUUUAAAUUUGAGCACAUCUAGAUAAGGCAAACAAGUUUUCUGUACAAAUUUUAAGACUAUGGAUAUUUUAAAUUGAAUUAUAACAAAAAAACAAAAUUAAAAAUAAUAAAAGUAUUAUUUUUGUAAAUGUUUCAGUUCAUUAUGUUUUUUUCGGUUUUGCUUAAUUAUUAAAAAAAUAAAAUUCCAAGAUUCCUUUUCGAAAAGUUAUUUACAGACAAAAAAAAACACACAUCAUAAUAUAGUAAAACCAAUAUAUCACUCGUUACCCUAUGAAUUCCAAAAAAACACUCAUCAUAGUAAAACCAGAUUCCUUGCUACGCUUCGAAUCUAAUAUAGUUGUAUUUUUAUAGGUCUGACAUUUUUUAUUAUGAAACCACUAACCAGAAUACUUGUCAGUGGCUAUAACUUGUUCAAAUUAAAGUUGGUCUCUAAUGGAUAUAGUAUAAUCAAGCCCGGACAUAAUCACGUAUUAAAGGACCCAUUGUGCCAUAAUUUAUGUAUUUACAUAUUAUAUAAAAAUUGUACAUAUGUACGAUAAUUUAAUGUUCGUUAAACAAUGUUUUAGUUUAAAUAUUUAUAUAAAGAGGGCCCAUUUUGCAGUUUAUUAUAGGGGCCCUUUGGAUCCUUACUUCGUUCUUGAGUACAUUAUAUUUUAGUAUAAUAGUAUCUACACUUCUACAGUGCUACUCCAGCAUAAUAUCAAUGAAUAUAAUCAUUCAUUAUGGAUUAAAAUAUCAUGAUAGGUGGGUUACUGUUGUAGGUAAGAAGUUGGUAAGGUAUAGGGGAUAUUUAAUAUAUAUCUGUACACAACGAUUAACCAUUGCUAACGAAAAACGAUUCUGAGUGGAGUUCGGUUAAUAAUGUUUUGUCCACAAUAUAUUAUAUAUGUCAUAUUAUGGUAAAAUAAUUACAUAAUAUGCAUUAUAUAUUUUCUUUAAUAAUUAUUGUUUAAUAUUAUACCUAUUUUUCCGUUUUUCCAAACAUUUUUCCAGGUUUUUUCCAUUUACUAUGAAAACUGUUGGAAAAAUCAAAAGAUGACCUUGCUAAAGUACCACUCUAGUCAGAUUUCUUUUCAGAAAAAGUAAUAUAAUUGCAAAAUGGAGCAAAAUUGCUGGUAGAAGAGUUGUUAGCAGAUAAAGAAAAAAUAAACAUUUUUUUUUAGUAUUUUGCACAAAAAUAAAUUAUUUUGAAUAGGCGCGUGCUUAAUGUUUAUAAUUAUAACGUUUGUCUAUUUUUAAUACAUUUCAAUAUUUUGCCAACAGUUGGACGAAAAUAGUUACCAUGUUUAUACAUUCAUAACUAUACGAUUUUGAAUAUUUUUGAUAGUUUAUUUCAUUAUUCAUUAUGCUUUUAUAGUAAGUACAUUAUGAUUUAAACUAUUUUGUCAUUUAUUUAUUUUAAUCAACAUAAUAUUAAAUUUUCAAAUUAUACAUUUAUGUAUUAACAAUUUCAUAAUACUUUUAAUAAGGUAGAUUAUGUUUGAUGACAAUUGUUAGUGACCAUAUAGUCAUAUAGUAUAUAUAGUUUAUAUAUAUAUAUAAACUAUACAUUUUAAUAUUCAAUUCAAAGAGUUAGAUAUUCUUAAAUACCUAUUUAAUAAUUUUGAAAUGAGUUUUUAAAAAUAUAUAUUUUUUUAAAUUAAUUUUAAUUUUAAACUGUUUAUUAUUAUUAUAUUUAAAUAAUAAUCAUUUACUAAAUUUAUGUAGACCAGAUACCUAAUAUGACAGUAUGUGGAUGUAGUUGAAUUUAGCAACAAUGUUAAGUUAGUUUGUCUUGCAUACAAUUUAACUAUGAAUAUACAAGAGAGGCUUUUUAGUUGAUGGACCCUCUGAAGACAUUUUGUCAUUAUUUGUUAUAUUAUAUUGGUUUGGUGGAGUAUGAUUUGUAUUAUUUGUAUACAAAAGCCAAUUCACAGGAUAUGAUAUUUAAGGCACAUUUAUUUGGCCAGUACUUACUGAUUUUAUUUAAAUGGUUAAAAUAUAGUAGUAAAAGUAUUUUUAAAAUGAUUGUUAUUCAAUGAAAUUAAUUCUAUUACAGGUACACAUUUAUUUUGAAAAUGCAAUUUAAUUAAAUUCUGUUAAAGUUAUUCAAUCAUAAAUUAAAUAUUUAAGUAUUUAUUGAGAAAAGGUCACAAUACCAUUUAAAGGAGGAUUUUCUAUGACCUUAGAAAUAUGAAUUAAACUGGUUAAUAAAUCACAAAACUAUACAGUAUUACAAUAUAGUGUAUACAUAUUAAUAAAAUGUGCAAGGUUUCUAUCUCCCCCCCCCCCAUUUAUUAACUAAAUUAAUACAAAUUUCAGUUAUGAUACACAUUUAUAAUAUAUUUUGUAUAACUAUCAACAUAUAUUCUUCUCUUUUGCUUUCACACCAACUAAUUGGGGUAGGUCGCCCUUGUAUUAAACUUCCAUUUGACCCCAAUCUCUCACCUUGCAUAUCAUUCUCAAUUGCAUUUAAUCACCUCUUUUUUUGUCUUUUUUUCUACCUCUUUCCUCCAUGUUUAUUUUCAUUACAAUUCUUACUGAUCAUGAUUUCUCUCUCUUCAUGACAUACCUAAAUCAUCUCAGUCUAUUUUCUUUCAUUUUGUCUGUUAUCGUAACCGAGCUUCCUCUUAUGUACUCAUACCCUAUUCUAUCUUUCACUACUUCACCCAUAUACCUAAGUAUUCUCAUUUCUGCUCUGUACUUAUUCUCUGUUUUAUUUUUCUGUCUACCACCCAACACUUCAAAUCAAACAACAUAGUUGGUUUUGCCACACUUUAAGUCUCAUUGGAAUUCUGUUUUCUCAUAUAAAACCUGGCGCGUCUCCAAUUUAUCCAAGCACACUUAAUCCUAGAUUUAACAUCUUUGACAAAGACACCAUUCUGUUGUAUAAAAGAUCUUAGCUUGCUUAUUACAUCUCCAUUUUUUUUGUAAGCUGUCUUGUCCUGUUCUUCCAAAUUUAUACUCUAUCUACUUUGUUUUACUUAUUUUUAGUUUUUUUCUUUUAAGUGCUACUGUCCAUUCCUCAAGCAUACUAUUAACUUCUUCUAUCAAAGCUAUAUCAUCUGUAAACAUCAUGCAUCAUGCCACCUCUUCUUACCUGUUGUCCCCAUGCAUUUCCAAGAUGAGACAAUCAGCUCAAGAAAUUUAGAAUUCCUCAUACUGAUUGACAGAAUUUUUUGCACCAGCUGUCUACCUGACGCAAUACUAUUUGUCACCUCUUACAACAGAUAGAGAUACCAUGAGAGUAUUCUGAUUUCUUCCCACAAAGAGAAAUUAUCAACAGAUAGCAAAGUUAAAACAUUAUAUUAUAAACAUUAUGCGAGUGCCAAUUUUAAAACUGGGAGUAUUAAGCACUUCCUCCCUAUACUGUAAUUAUUUCACAAGUUUAACAUCAUUUAUUAUAUUAAACAAAUUACAUUAAAAAUUUGGCAAAUUUUUACGUUUUACACAAUCAAAUCCUUAAUAGGUUUAACCAUAAAAACAAUAUAUUAUAAGACCUAGAUGAUUUGAAAGUACUUAAUUUAUUUCUUUAUUUAAUGCCUACAUAAUUAAUUUAUUACAAUAAUAUAUUUUAAUUAAAAUGGUUAUAUCUUAAUCACUUACUUAAUAACAAAAGUUCUCUACAAAAUAAUUUACUUUUGUUUUUUAAGAAAUGUUAAAACUUGUUCAUUGUAAAUGUUAACAAUUCUAUUAUAGUUUAUAAAAAGCAAUGAUCGGGAUCCUUAAUAUUAUUAUAUUUUAUGUGUAUGAAAGUGGAAUAUACACUGUACAGUGCCAAAUGAAAGAAUGUUUUUUACAAAUUCCAAAUUUUAUCAAUAUGACGUAAUAUUACCUACAUUUGGUACUUCUGGUUAAUCUCACAUAUUAUAUUAAAUUUGUUUUUUCAUAUCUUUUAAUAAUUGUGUUAGUAAUUUCUGAUUUAGAUUAUCUAAAUACACUAAACUUAGUAUACAAUUAAAAAAAAGACAUUGUUUGAAUGAUUUUUUUUGUUCUUGUGGUAAUAUUAUUUUUACAUUUUUAACUAAAUAUACUAUUAUAUUUAUUAUUUUUUAUUUCAGUAAUUAUUCAUAUUUUAGAGUUUAUAAGUGCAAAAGCUGUAUAAUAUUUUGGUUGUCUGUGUUUCUUAAAUAAACUUAUAUUUUUAAUAUACAUACCUAAUAUCAAUUUUAUUUAAUUCAUAGAUAGUUAAUCAAUCACAGUGCAUCAAAUUAUUUAUAUAUGACUUAUUAGUUAUUAAAAUAUACUAAAUACUUUUUAUAUAUUGCUUCAUAUAGUUUUUUAAACAACAAAAAGUAUUCUUACUUAUAAAUGUAAUAUUGUAGUACUAGUAUUAGGUUAUUUGGCAAUAAAGCAUAAUGUUUGUUUAUAUUAAAACUCAUUUAAUUAUCUUAAAGAAUUGGACCACAUAAAUUUUGUUACAGAAUACGUUCAUUAUGUAGUUGAUUUUCUUGUGUUCAUAUAUGUUUAACAUUUGUUAAACUUUAGUUAAUAAGAUGUAUUUGUAAUGUUAUACUUAUAUGUGUUCAAAAAAUUGAGCUGAUUAAUUAGUUCUUGAUAAUGCAGCUAAGAGGUAAAAUUAAAUUAAUAUUUAAUAUAUAACAGUUUUAUUUUUUUUGUUAAUAUGAAUAAAUAUUCAUUUAUUAAAUAAAGUAUAACAUUUAUUAAUAUAUAUAUUUUUUUACAUUAUAAUUUGUUUGUUUUUCUUUUCCAUGGUCCAUAUUUUAAUAUUGUUUCGGAAUAAAUGUUAUUGAGUACAAUCCCAUUCUUUAAUGUAAACAUUUUAAAUUACAGAAGCCAAUACAACUGAAAGAGAACAGUUGUUUAUUCAGAAAAUGCAACAGUGUUGUGUGUUAUUUGACUUUAUUUCGGAUCCACAAUCUGAUUUGAAAUGGAAAGAAAUCAAGCGAGAAACAUUACAUGAAAUGGUAGACUAUUUGUCAUCUAAUCACAGUAAUGUCCUUACUGAAGCCGUAUAUCCUGAAGCUAUAAGAAUGGUAAGAAUUAAAACUAUAUACAUUUUUAAUAAAUCGUGUGUUUAAUUUAUUAAAAGCAUCAAGUUGUAUUUAUUAAAUUUCACAGACAACCAAGAAAUUAUAUACUUAUAAAUAAACGUCCUAAUUGAAUUACUACUUAGUUUUUUGUUUAUAUAUUUUUGUGUGAUCAAAAAAAAUGCAUUAAGAUAAUAUGGUUUUAAAAAUAAUUUUAAUUUUGCAUUAAAUGUUUGUACUUUCAGUUGGGAAUUUAAGUCAUAUUUAUAUUAGGUUAUUAUUAUUUUUCUUUUAAAUUACAGUUUGCAGUAAAUCUAUUUCGUAGCCUACCUCCUUCAAGUAAUCCCAAUGGUGCAGAGUUUGAUCCAGAAGAAGAUGAACCACUUUUAGAAGCGGCUUGGCCUCAUUUACAAUUGGUAUAUGAGUUUUUCCUUAGGCUCUUAGAGUCUCAAGAUUUUCAGCCGUCCAUUGCAAAAAAUUACAUUGACCAAAAAUUUGUCCUUCAAGUAAUAAACUUAAGAGAAAUUAUUUUUGGUAUGCAAUUAAACUAUUAAAACAAUUUUUAUUAAUGUAGUUAUUGGAGCUAUUUGAUUCUGAAGACCCAAGAGAAAGAGACUUUUUGAAAACUAUUCUGCAUCGGAUUUAUGGCAAAUUUUUAAGUUUGCGAGCAUAUAUACGAAAACAGAUUAACAACAUAUUUUAUAGGUAAUAAUAUACAUUAUACAGUUUAUUUUUUUUUUUUUUUUUUUUUUUUUUUUUUUUUUUAUUAUUAUUAUUAUUAAUAAAUAAUAAUUUUUAUCAUUUUUAUCCUUUACAGUUUUAUAUAUGAAACAGAACACCAUAAUGGUAUUGCAGAGUUUUUAGAAAUAUUAGGAAGGUAUGUCAUAAUUAAUAUAAUAAAUUUUGUUUUAUGUAUUAAUUUAUUUUAUUUUUACCCCAAUUAGUAUUGUCAAUGGUUUUGCAUUGCCUUUGAAAGAGGAACACAAGGUAUUCUUAAUAAAAGUUUUAUUGCCGUUACAUAAAGUGAAAUCACUGUCUGUGUAUCAUCCGCAAUUGGCUUAUUGUAUUGUACAAUUCCUUGAAAAAGAUCCAUCUCUUACAGAGUCAGUUGUCAGAAGUUUGUUAAAAUUUUGGCCAAAAACACAUUCCCCAAAAGAAGUAAGUUUUUAAAUUGUGUAGAUAAAUAUUUAUUUAACAUUUUAUAUGUUUAGGUCAUGUUUCUUAAUGAAUUGGAAGAAAUUUUGGACAUAAUUGAACCAUUGGAAUUUCGAAAAGUGAUGAAACCAGUGAUACAUCAAUUAGCUAGAUGUGUCUCCAGUCAACAUUUUCAAGUAUGUUUUUAAUAAAUUAUCAUUCAAAGAGAAUUAAUGUUAAUAUAACCAGCGAUAUACAGAUAGUCCAUACAAUAGUAAUAUUUGGCGACCACCAGUAGAUGCCAAAACUGAGGAAUGCUAGAGUAGUUAGGAUGCAAAGGUUUUGAUAGGCAAGAAUUGCAAGGAAGUGUGUUGCUGUCACUUUUUCAUGACAAGGGUACCUUUUCAUUCCAACUAAUCUAGUGCUUUAUAUUGAUGGCAUCUAGAGUUGGUCAUCAAACAUUACCAUUGCAUCUGGGCUAUCUGUCUAUUAUAUAAUGAGUGGUAUAACUAAUUAUUGAAAUAUUAAAUUGAGUAUAAUAUUUUAGUAGGUAUUAAUAGGUAGUAGGUGGUAGUAGUAGGUGAUAAUAAUAUUUAUUUUUGUUUUAUUCAAACAUUUACGACAAGUUAUAUUGAAUAUGAAUCUUAAAAUAUUUUAAUAAUUUUUUAAAAAAAAUUAGUAAUGGUGUAUUGCUGUGAUUAGUUUUAUGUUUUUUUAUUGAUUACAUUUGUAAGUCGGUUGGUUAAAUUGAUAGUAAAUGUUUUAUUAGUUUAACUGAUGUUAUAAUUUAACUGUUAUAAAUACUUAUUUUUUCAUAAAUAGGAAAAUUAAAUUAGUUAUGGUAUACUGUUUAUAAAUGAAUAGAACAAUUAAAAAUAUCAUAAACCCAUCUUAUGGGCUAAUCCAAUACUUAACUUAUCUUUAAAGUAUAUUAUAGCUAUAUUAAAUUAUUAAUCUGCAAAUGCUAAUAAACUACUCAAAUAAUACAAUAGGCUAAAACAUAAUAUAUAAUAAACAUAAUUAGUUUACAAAAUCAGUGUUUUAUUGUUUUUAGUGAACAUUUGCUAAUUUGUGUACAUCCUGUUAGUAUGUUAAUUAUAAAAUUUGGUUUAAUAUCUUUAAAAACUUAAAAUUAAAUAAAUUCUUAAGGCGAAUGAAUAAAUUGAUUUAGUUGUAGAUUUUUUUUUUGUGUGCAUUCAUAAACUUGUAAAAUUAAAAAUAGUGUACUGAUGUGUAACUUAUGUCCAAUGUUUCAAUUUUUUAUACUACAUUAUUUUUUUAUUACAAUUUUUUAAAUAUGUAUGUUUAUCUAAUUUAAAACUAGAUUUGGUUUCUAGGUUGCUGAAAGAGCACUUUAUUUUUGGAACAAUGAAUACAUUAUGUCAUUAAUGUCUGAAAAUGUGGAUGAAAUUUUGCCAAUCAUGUUUCCAGUAUUAUACAAAAAUUCUAAAACCCAUUGGAAUAAGUGAGUACAUGUGCAAAUAAAUAUAAUUUAAAAAAUAAUUCUAUUCCAAAAACUGUGUGGAUAAUACAAAUUCAAAUUAAUAAUAUUGUAUCAAUAUAAAAAAAAAAAUUUAAAUCUUCUCCUUUUUAGACAUAUGAUUACAGCAUAUGACAUAUGACAAUUGAUUAAUAGUAAUACAAACUUAAUGUUAAUUUGUAUGCAUAUGAAAGCCCUAAUUUUUAAAAAUAUCAAAGAAGUAUUUGCAUUCUAUGCAAAUAUUUUACAACUCCCCCAAAAAAUUUAAAGAUAGCUUUAAAUGAUUUUUAUAAGGAAAAAAACCUGUACCAAAUGCGUGUCGUGCAUACAUUAACUUAAGAUUCCAUAGUAUUUGUAUAUUUUGUUCAUUAUUGAAAUAACUGGUUAACAUAUUAUGUUGAAAAUAAUUUUUAUUAGAUGUGUUUAACAAGUGCUGAUUUUUAAUUUCCUAAGGUUUGGAUGUUUGAAGAGAGGUUAUAUUAUUAUUGACUUUAGGAGCUUAUAUUAUGUUGUACUAUAAAAAUGUCCAAUAAAAACAUUUAUUGCAUUUUCAAUGACCUUUCCAAUGAUACCCACAAAGUGCGGUGAGCGAAAAAUUGUCAUCCCUUAGUUUUAUGUUCAGAAAUCUACAACUAAGUUAUUUUUAAAUUUUUGUCUACAUCAAUAUAUUACACUCACAUUAGUCACCUUCCUAUAAAAUUUUAUUAAAAUUGAUGGAAUAAUGACGGAAUUAUAAGCCUAUAGAUAGUACAGAUAGACGAAUAUUAUAGUAUUAUAAAGCUUACAAUUUUAACAUGUUUUAUAUUAACUUAUUUAGAAAAAUAUACAAAGAAAAAUUUUAAAUCUUGUGAUUAAUUUUUGACAUACGCUCAUAUUUUCAUUGAUACUAUAAUAAUCAAUAAUCAAAUUUCCUCCAUUACAAAUAAUUCAUUAGUCAUACUUUACAUUUUUUUAAAGUGAUGAAAAAUUAAUUUUCACCCAAUAAAUUUCUAAAAAUUAUUUAAUCAUGGCAUUUUUAAAUAUCAUGCUUAUAAAACUAACUUAAAAGUAAAUAAUAAUAGAAAAUAUUUAUACAAAUAUUUUCUCAAGUAUAUACCAUGAUAACAUUAAAAUUGAAUAAGAGUAAAUGAUAAUAUAUAUAUUUAAGUAUGGGGUGCAUUUAUAAAAUUCUUAAAUACAAGGAAAAAAAGAACUAAUACUGAGGACAGGUGCGGUCAUUAAUGUAAGUGCGGUAAUUGGGAAAGUGGGAUACAUGCAGUUAUUUAAUUUAUACCUAUAACCAAUGAUAAAUCAUUGCUAACGAAAAACGAUUCAGAGCAAAGUUUGGUUAUAUAUGUUUUAAAAGGGCGUAAUAUUUAUAAUUUUCAUCAAGAUUUGAUUUUAAAACAAUUUUAAAAAUAAAAACUACAUUACAUUCAACUUUUUUUUAGAUUCUGAGUGGAGCAAAGAAGCUUAUACUUUUACAAAGAAGUUUAAUUAAUUUUUUUUUAACUGUGUGCAACUUUUCUACCAGAAGACUCGCUCAGAUUUUAUGUGUAGCACCUUUUCUAAUAGAAAAUCUGCGUGGGGAUAUACUUUAAGAAUGUUCUUAUUCUAUUUUCUCAUCAAAUGUGAAAAAUAAAAAACAAACUGGAAAAAUUACGAAAUAUAAUUUUACGACUUUUUUUUGUGGACAACUUUUCUAUCAGCAAUUUUGCUCUAACUUUAAAUGAUAGCAAAGUUAAUAAAAGGAAAUUUCAUUAGCGAGCUACUUACAAGAGGUCAUUUUUUGUUAUUCCCAAGAGUUUUCCCAGCAAAUGUGAAUAACCAGGAUAAAACAUGGGAAAACUUGGAAUGUCGGUACAACAUUAAACAAAUAUUAUUUAAGUAAAUGAAUAAAGCAUAUUUAAUUAUUUUACUAUAAAAUGACAUAUAUACUGUUGACAAAUUUAUCGUUAUUAACUGAACUGAGCUCAGAAUCGUUUUUUUGUAAGCAAUGGUUUAUUGUUGCCUAAAGGUAUACAUUAGCUGGAGCCAGCUGCACCUGGCUCCAUUAUCCUAGAACGUUUUUUUUUUUUGUGUACAACCAUUUAGUUGUUUAGUUGUUAAGUAAAAACAGUUUUAUUCAUAGCGUACCUACAAAUAAAAAUGUACACACAAAACAAGUAAAAUUUAAAUUUUUAUAAUAGCACAAAUAGAUCAAAUGUUUAUAAAAUGUUACCUCAUCUAGAAAAGGCAAAUAUAAGUUUUCUGUCAAUAUUUCAAAUCUACAAAUAUUGGGUUAAUAUAUUCUGUACUCUAUGACAGUGAUUCCCAAGCUUUUCCCACACAUUUACUAUAUUUUUGGGUAUGCAACUCACAUUAAAAAAAGCUGUUCUAGGAUAAUGGGGGUGCAGCCACUUUUGUAGGUAGGAAGUUGGGAAGGUAGGAUAAGAAAAGAAUUUAAUGUAUAUCUGUAAGUAAUGAUGAACCAUUGCUAAUGAAAAACGAUUCUGAGUGGAGUUCAGUUGAUAGUGAGGCUUUGUCAACAAUAUAUAUGUCAUUUGAUAUUAAAAUAAUUAAAUAAGUAUUAUAUAUUUUCUUUAAUAAUAUUUGUAUAAUAUUGUACCAAAUUUCUUAUUUUUCCCGGUUUAUCACAUUUGCUUGGAAAACUCUUGGAAAAAUCGAAAAAUUACCUUCCUAGUCGAAUUUCCUUUCAGAAAAAGUGCCUUUAUUGAAAAUUGAAGCAAAAUUGCUGGUAGAAAAUUUUUUUACAGGGAAAAAAGCCCAUAAUGUUUUUUAACAUAUACUUCCUACAUUUUCAGUUUUUCCUCAGUUGCUUAUUUUCUUAUUAUUCUCACUAAUAUAUUUUUUAUUUUUUCUAUUUUAUUAUAUUAUAAUCAAAAUAUUUUUCUUUCACCGCGACUCAACAAAAAUAUUUCACAACCCGUAGGUUGGGAAACACUGCUAUAAGGGUUUCUACUUAUUUUUUGGUGCUCAAUUAUUAAAAUAAAGUACAAAGAAAACAACGACUUUCGUGAUAACCAACUGGAUUAAAAAUUGAAUAAAAAAUAUCUUGUUUUUAUAUAGGAGCAAUAUUUCUGGUAAAAGCAGGAAAUGUAAAAGUUUAAAAUAUUAAAAUUGUUGCACCGUAAUUUAAAAAAAAUAAAAUCUUAUUUUUCGUCUUUCUUAAUUUUUUUUUUUUGCAAAUUAUUAGGAAAAAUAAUUUGGAUAUAAAAACGACUCUCGGUCAGUGGCUAUAUGUUAAAGAAACAAAAUCGAUCUCUUAUUAUUUUUCAAUUGGAGCAGUAAUUCUGGUAAAAAAAAUUAUUUGCGGAAAUCAAAAACAAUGUAAUAUGUAAUGCCGCACGUGAAUAUUUUCUGUUUUAUCUAUAAUUUUCUUUCGGGUUUUUCCAAAUUAUUUUAAAAACCUCUUAUAAAAUGAAAGUACUCUUUCUUGCACCAACUAGAUAAAGUUACCUUUCAGAAAAGGUGAUACACUUAAAACUUUAAAGUAAGUUUUCUGGUAGAGAGGUUGCUCAGAUACAAAAAUAAAAAAGAAAGUAAAAUAGUAAAAUCAAUAGAUUUCUUGUUACACUUCAAAUUUAAAAGAAUGAAAGAAAAUACCACAGUAGCACAUAAAGCCCUUAACAUGAGUUAAUAUAUGAGAGGGACUACUUAAAUAAAGGUGUAAAGUAGAUAGGCAUGUUAUCGUUUAUUAUUUUCUUACUUUAUUUUUAUGUUAUAUUGUUAUAUAUAAUAUAUAUAUGUGAGGAAAUAUUUUUUUAAAUAUUUUUCAUUAUAAGGCAAGUUUAAAUUUGUUUUAUAAGCAUGAUAUUAAAAAAAAUUCCCUUUAUCUAUGGGGUAAUUUAAUCUUACCUCAUUAAUUAUGAGUAUGUAUUAUUUAUUACAUUAAUAAUUUAGUAUUUUUGUAUUUAUUUAUAAUUAAUUAUUAGUAUUUUGAUAAAAAAAAAUAAAGCUAGGUUAAUAAUUAAGUAUCUAUAUUUAUAAUGAUUAACUAAAUAAUAGUGAAUAACUAUUAAUAUCUAAGUUGAUAAUUCUAAAAUUUUAAAAAUUAAGCUUAAAAUGAAACAUUCAGCAUUAAUAAAAAUAAUUAAAGUAUAUAACUAUAAAACGUUCUCUCCUUCAAAUUUGUUUGAAUUAUAUUUUUAGCAUCUCUUAUUAUAAUAAUAUAUUUAUAUGAAGAUAAAAUGUCUUUAAUUAUUUAUAUUACUCAUUUUAGAAAUAUACACGGUCUCAUGUACAAUGCAUUAAAAAUAUUUACCGAAACUAAUCCAGUUCUAUUUCAUACAUGCACUCAACAGUUUAAAGAAGAUAGGAAGACGUAAGUAAAUUUAAUUAUAAAUUAUUGGUAUUAUUUGUAAAACUAUUUUUAUUGAACUUAAAAGUAUUGUUUAUAAUUUUAGUGAAGUGGAGAAAUUAAAGAAACGAGAUGAAAAGUGGCAUCAUGUUGAAGAGCUAGCUAAAAAAAAUCCAAAUUUUACGGUAUCUAUUGACAGUAAUUUGUCAUACUAUACAGACUUUGUAAGAUCACCAAUUAAUGAUUUGGAUCCGACUAUUGAUUUAAAGAAUUUAGAAGAUGCUACUAAGUAUCAUAUUGAUUCUGAUGUAAUAAUAAUUCAUAAUUAAUAUUGCAAUAUUUUUAUGAUAAUUAUUACUAAUUUAUUUGAUUAUUUUUUUGUCUAUAGAACCGUAAAAAUCGAAAAGAAAAACCUUUAUUGAGACGUAAAUCUGAAUUACCACAUGACACAUACACAUUGAGGGCAUUAAAUGAUCAUAAGAGAGCUGAUGAGUUUUUAUCUACGCCACCUGAUGUUAAUAAGUGCUAGCCAAUUGUUCAAUGUUGUGUUGACCGUUUUAUUUCUACACUUUUAUAGUCUAAACAACUAUGGUAAAUUAAUUAUUUCUAUUAAUUAAUGUUAUUUAUUGAUGCCCAUAGUUUAAACUAAAUACCUAUCUAAAUUAAAGUUUUAUAGGAGAACCAAAAAUCAUUAAAUAUUUAUGAUUCAUACAACUAUAACACCAAAAAAAUUAAAUUAAAAUAAACAGAUAAUUUGAUAGUUCUUUUAUAUUAUUAUAAAAUAUUGAAAUGUAUAUUACAGGGAUGUUGCACUGAAAUUACUUUAUAUAUUUUUUAUGAUAACUUUAUACACAAUUUAUAUAAUUUACAAUUAUCUUCAUAAAAUAAUGUUUUUAGUGAAAUUGUAAAAUAUGUUAAUAGUUUUUAAAAAAAAUUUAAAUUGAUUUUGUUUACCUAAACCAGUAGUACUGAGCCUUUUUUUUUAAUCCCUGUACCAUCUACAUAUUUGAAAUAUGAUUACUUACAACUUAAUAAAAAAAAAAAAUACUUCAAAAUGCAUAUAUCAGUAAAGAAAAAGGUUUUAUUAAUAACUAAUUAUAAAAUAUAAUUAUAGUAUGUAUACAUGGUGAUUUUUUUUUAUCAUAAACCGGUAGUUAUCUCCGAGAAUUUUAAGUGAAUUUGAUUUCUGUUUUUUCUAAUUAUUAUGGAAUCUUUUAAUCUUUAUUCUAAAAUUAUUUUUAAUUUUUAAUCCUACUCCUUUUACCUUAAAUAAGUAUAUACUUUUGAUUUUUAAAUAGGAACUCCUUUUUAUAAACACAGAUUUGAAUAGAGAAUAUUUUUCUAGAAAUUUGAAUAUGCUUAUAACUAAAAACUGAAUUUAAUUGCAUAAAAAAUAAAAAUAAUUAGAUAAAUGUUACUUUUUUUAAUUAAAAUUAAUAAUAAGAUACAUUUUUAAAUUAUUUUCAUUAAAAUUAAAUCUUCUAUUACUUAAAAUAUGUUUGUACAAAGAAAAACUAAAGUAUACCCUAGUUAUUGGUGCAUAUUUAAAACAAUUUAAUAAAGUAUGCAUUAUAUCUAAAUUAACAUUUGUUUUACCUGACAUGACUUCAUAUUAAGACUUAAAAGUUGUAUACCUUUCUUUUUUUUCAAUUACAUACAUACAUUUUUUUAAAUUUUUUUCCCAUUUGGAUGAGGAAUAUUUGUUAAAAUAUCUUUAAUUUUUCUAAAAAUAUCUAUGCUUUUCAGUAGGUAACUAUUAGAUUCUUUCAAAUUUUUAAGAUUCAUGGAUAACUCUGAUAAGUUUAAUUUUAUGAAUGCUAAACCACAUUUGACUGCAUUAUUUUGUACAAGUUGUUCAGCUUUUCGACACGUGUAGCAUCAUCUGUUAAACUUUCAAUCACGUUCUUAAACUCUUCAAAAUGAUUAUUUGCAUAGAAAAGUGCAGCAUUUAACCAUGUUCCCCAUCUUGUAAUAAUAGGUUUGGGUGAUUAAGGUAUAUUCAGCAUUUCUCGUCUGUAUUUAUUUAUUUUCGAUGGUGCUUUUUAAAAACCUUUUUGUCCUGAAAUAAACAAAAUAAGUUACAUAUGUAUUUAAAUUUUAAAUAGGUACUUAUAUAUAUAUUACCAUUGUUAAUCAAUUUAUUAAUUUCGGGAUACAAUUCUCGAAUUUUCUCUUGAACUAUCUAACUGCGUGCGCUAUACAUGUAAUAUGAAUUCAUUUCGGGAAAAAUAUUUUUAACGUUUAUGCUGCUUUGAUCAUAUAAGUACCAGCAUUACUAAUACAAAAUAAUACUUUUUGUUCAAUACUAGGAAUUAUCUUUAACAAGGAAUUAAUAAACUGUCAAAUAGUUUCAUAAUUGAUGGAUUCUAGUUAUUUACAUUUAACAUGAUUUACUAAUUUACCAAUUAAUAAAUUUGUAAUAGUCAAACCUAAACGAAAAUAGUAUAUUUUAUUAUAUGAGAAAUUAAAAAAAUUAUUUAUACAAACCUUUUGGAUUGGUUGUUUCGUCAACAAUUAUGAAAAGUAAUUAUUUCCAAUAUCACUAAUUAUUUGGUCCAUAACGCUUUUAUAAAUAUUUGGUAUGUAAUUUUUUCCUUUAAGUUCUUUCGUCCAAAAUUGAUUUGCCAGUAUGUUUUUUCAAAAAUAAUUUUAACACAUGAUUGCCCAACUUAUACAAAAGAAUAUUUGCAGCAACAAAUGCAUUACUUAAAUCUUUAAAGAAUACAUUUUUAGUAUUCAAAUUUUGAGAAGUAAUCAAAAGCUGUUUUUUUCUUUAUUCCUUUGUAAUGCAUUUAUGUGUUGAACUAAAAAAAAUAUACAUGUAUUUUUGAAAUAAUAUGUAGGAUGAGCAAAAAUACAAAACUUACUUGUUUUGGAAUGAUGAUCUAAUAGAUAUUUUUUUCAGUAGAUUUAGAUUUAUUACAUAUGAGACAAUAUAUAAUCUUUCCUUCUGAUAAAAUACUUCUUUAUUUUCAUUGUAAGGAGCAAUCCAAUUCGAAAUUUUACUUUUUAUAGUUGAUUUUAUUUUAGGCAUUACGUUGAGUACGUUCACUGUGCGUUCAAACUGAUCAAAAAUUAGAUCAAAGACAAGUAAUCGCACAUGAAUCGCUGUACAACUAUGUUGAAUUUAUCACCAUAUAUAUAUAUAUAGACACUUAUUGCUCGCUGGGCUCUCCAAGCUUCUAGAAAAUUUCAGAUGAACGAUAAAUGCCUAUUAUAUAAAAACGUGGGAAAAUUGAAAAAAUUGCAUUAUAAAAUUAAAUAUGCAGAAUAUUAUUAGUAUGUAUCGGCUAUAUAUUUAAUCAGAUCUGAUUUAUCUUUAAUGCAAAAAAAAUUGCAAUAUCAAUUAAAUCCAGUCUUAAGUUAUAACAGUUUAAAGUUUAGAGGAAUAGGGAAAGGUAGGUAAUAGAUUGGCAAUUUAUUACACUAGUGGCCUAAUAUGUAUAUUAGGGUGGUCCUUAGUUUUGAAGAUUAUUUUUGAUGCUGGACCCCUUUAUUUUUAUGAUUAAAAUGUAAUAGUUAUUUGUGUGAAAUUUGGUCAUGAUAACUUACCCCUUCCCGUGCUCCAAGAGGGUUGAAUAAUUAGGAAAUAGGAAAGUUUUGUGGUUUUUCGUAAAUAAUUCAAUAACUAUAUCAAUGAUCAUAAAAUAAUAUGAAGCUGUUUGGUAACUCUUUUUAAUAUCUAUUUAAUUGUGAUUGUAAUACAAUUUACUGUAAAAUUUGUUUUUUGGGAUGUUUCCAAGAAAAAUAAUUCAGGUAUUGCAGAACUGAUUUUUAAGGUUAUUUAAUUAUAUUUGUCAAAUGGUUGAAUAUAUAAAAUGAUGUUUAGUAAAAAAAUGAUACAAAAUUUAAUUAAUUCAAAAAAUGUUAUUAAUAAAAACUUGAUAGUUUCAAUUAUUAAAAUUGUAUACUACUCGGUGUCGUCUGUGGGAAUUAUAUAUAAUUUGUUUUUAUUGUUAUCGCUUAAGGUAUUUGACAUAUAUUUAUAGAAAUAUUAGAUUUGAUCUGCCCAACUAGAUUGACAUUUUUAUAAAAUUUACAUUUAUUUUAAAAAAUUCACAUCAAUGUUUUAGAGAAGAAAGUACUAAAAAUAAAAAUCGGUCAGAAUUUUUUAAAUUUAAAUUUAAAUUCAAAUUUUGUUAUCGUUCAUUGAGAUGGAAAGCUAGUUCCUGAAUUGAGUUGUCAGGGAGAACUUGAUUGUUUAUCGAUAAUUUUAACUACUACUAAUCUAGAACAACUUAUUGGCAUUCCACAAAUUCCAUCUUGAGUAGAUUUUGAAAUGAUAUUUACCGUAUUCAAUACACUUGAAUAAUGGUUUCUACAUGAAAAAGUUCAAAGAUUUGUGUUUGAUGUAACGCCCUCGAAUACAGGUAGACUCAAUAAAACCUGUACUCUGCUGGAACAACAACUAGAAAGAGAAAUUCUUUACUUAUUCAAGUUUUGAUUGUUGAAACAAAAUUCUAUGUGUCAUCCAAACCAAGUAUUGCUAUUUUUAAACGUUUUAAGAAUGCAUUGAAAACCAUAAACACGAAAAAUAUAUCUGUAUACGACUUGAAUGAAAAAUUAAAAAAUAUUUUGUCUUCAGUACGCCAAGAAAUGUUGUCAUUUUGUUCGAAAAUGAUUACAGAGAUGCAACCCAGAGAAGACUGUAAAGAAUUUUUGGAACUUGUGAAACACCACCUGGUGGGAUAAAAAUUAAAAAUCUGAUAGGUUGGUGUGUAUCAUACAGCAAGAUCAAUGGUCAAAGGGAUUUAUUGUUUGAAAAUAUUUUUAGAUUAUUGAUAGAUAAGAUUGGAUAAGAUUGGAUAGAUAAGAUUUAGAUAAGAUUGGAAUUCAACGUGACAGUGACAGAAAAAAAUGCGUAUAGCAAAAUUUGAACUUUUAUUAUUAAAAUUUAUAUAGUUAUAUACGGUAACAAAUUUUAGCAAGGAACCUUUGAAUGGUUUAAAUUUAAUAUGUGCAUUGCAUGAAUAUACGAUUGAGGAUAAGCAGUUAGCUCUUUUUUCACAUACCACUAGUUUUCCAUAUUAUAUUGCUACUGGUUGAAGAAUCAUUGGCAAAAACUAUUAUCAUUAGAAAUUUAAUAUUUAAACAAUUUAUUGUUAAUCAAAAUUUUUAAUGAAUUAAUUGUUAUUAUACCUCACUAUAAUUAUUAUUAUAUUUGUUGGUAUUUUAUUAUACAUAUAUAUUAAAUAAUAAACAAAAAAAUUAAUGUUAACAUUGAUUAUAGAAUAUAUUAUUCUAUAAUUAAUAAUUUUAUGUAAGUGAUUUGUUGAAAUCUAUUAUGCCCCCUUCAAGUCCCACUAAUAUAACAAACAUAUUUGGUGAUCACAUAUAAAUUUAAAAUGUUUCCAUUAUUCUGUUUGAAAAUUUUUAUAAUUAUAAACAUGACUGUAUCCAUCAUUUUUUUUUAGGAGUUUUCAUGUUAACAAUGACUACAUAAUAAAAAAUGUUGUGACUAGUUAAUACACAAAACAAUAUUUUUGAAGAUAUUUGGGGGGGGUGGGGUUGCUCUCUCUGAAUUUGGCUAUAAUAGUGUAUGAACCUUUUUGAUAUUUAUUUGAACUUAAAACCUUAUCAAAAAAAUUAUUUGUUUUUUCAAUUUUUUAAUAUAUUUUUUUUUUCCACAGGAUUACUCAAAAUAAAUUAUAAUGGUUAUUCAUCUCACUAGGGGUCAUAUGUUAAGUUUAUUUUUGUUAGGAUUAACAUGUUAUAAGUAGUUCAACCAUUUUUACAUAUGUGAAUGAAGAAAAUCUAGUGAAACAAACACACUUUAAUCUACUUUGGUUGUGUUAUUUAUUUAUAAAAUAAACAUAAGAUGUGUCAUUUAUAUUUUAUUUAUUUUACCACAGUAUAAUAGUUUUAUUUUUGUCUUUUUAAGAGUAUAAAUUUUAAAAUGUCUCUUAACAAAAAACACAAAUUUCAGUGAGAUUAUUACAUUCAAAAAUAAAUUCCGGAAUGUUUUUGAAUAUUCCCUAAAGGGUUAAUUAUUUUAUUAUUUUUAUUCCUUUUUUAACUUAUAUUUUUUUAAUACAGAUGUAAUGAAAUUUAUUUUGUAUAUAUAAAACAAUAUGGUAACAUUUUAUUUGUAUAAUACGUUUUUAGUGUUCAAAAAAUAUUUUAAAUAGUGUUAUAAAUUUUAAUUAUUAAUUUUAUAAUAUGAUUACCAAAAAUACAAAUUUCUAAACAGCUACAAAAAAAAAAUAUUGCCAUAAAUAAAAAGUUAGGUGUAAUAUUAUGUGAACAUAUAAUAAAUCUGAUAUAAAACAUUUGCAUGGAUUGUGUAUUAUUUAUGCAUGGUAUAAAUUAAAUACAUACACAUGUACAAUAGUAAUUGAUGAAUUUAUGUAUCUCUCCGAAAGUGUUAAGUAUUUUUUCUGAUGUCAUGAAUUUUUGUCAUAUUUGAAUGUAUACUCCUUUUAAGGGUAGACCCGUCAACAGGGAUGAAUUAUUGUUUUUAAACCUCAUUAUAAAAUGUUAUAUCUACGUAUUGUUAUAUAUUUAACUAAAAUAUUUAUGUAAAAGUAAAACAAAACUACAAUUAUGAAGUAAUAUGGAAUAUAUAUAAUUAUUAUAUAAUAAUUAUAUAUAAUUAUACAAAUUAAAAAUUAUCAUUUAUUUUAGGCUUACGCCUGAUAUCAAUGUAUUAUGAUAUAUUUUUUUUUAACAUAUAAUUGUCCAUACAAAUCAAAUUUUUUGAAAUACUAUGUAUAGUGUUGAUAAGCUUAUUCAAAAUUUUAUAUAUAUAUAUAUAUAUUAUAAUAUAUUAUAUGCAAAUGCAAAGUAUUAUAUAAUAUAUAUGUUUGUGUGUAAACUGUAAAUGUAUUGAACAAUUUAUUUAUUUCAAUUUGAUAACAAAAUAUAUAUGGUAUAGUUUCAAGUGUUUGUUAUUAUUUGUCAUUUAGUAAGUGAUUUAUAAAUUGUUUGUAUUUUUGUGGUCACAAUUUUUCACAAUAAAUAUAAAUUAAAGAAUUUAUAGUGAUAUUUUUUAAACCUUACUAGAAAAAGAUUUUGUCAUAACAGUCAGUAGGUAUACCUUAAAUGUAAGCAUUUAAUAUCCAAAAAAUGGAUUAUAAGUUAUAACAUUUUAUUAAAAUGUUAACAAUCUUUCAAUUUAUUUUUUAUUUUUCAUUCAAGUUCUGGUCAAAAGCAUGUAAAUCAGAAAUAUACUUAAUAUGAAUUAAGUUAUGUUGUAACUUAUGAAAAUCAAUAACAAAUAUAAAACGUGAUGAUCAAAAAUAAAAUAAAAAUAUUUAUACAAUUAUUGAAAUAUUAAUAAAAAUUAGAAUUGUAAAACAAAAUUGUGUAAAAUUAUCAAACAUUUCUAUUUAGCCCAAAUAAUAAAAAGAGCUGAUACUAGGAAUGGGAGCGACCACUGUUAUAGGAGAGAAAUUGGGAAGAUAGGAUACAUAAGGUUAUUUCAUUUAUAUCUGUAAGCAAUGAUAAACCAUUGCUUGAUGAAAGACGAUUCCAAGCGCAGUUCGGUAAUACAUAGUUUGAAAUAUCGUAAUUUUCGUUUAAAUUUGAUUUCAAAACGUUUAUUAAAAAAAAAAGUCGUCCCAUGAUUUUGGAAAUUUUACCACGUCUAGGUAAGUCCAAUAUAACUAUUAUUACCAAGUUUUAAGUCUCUACGUGUAUUUAUAACCGAAUUAUAGCAAAAAAUUCCCUUAAAUUAAAAUUCCUUAAAAGUUCAAAAGUUUUGGCGAUGAUACCAUUAGAAAGUAAAUCAAAAAGGUGUCUUGUGAUUUUUCAAUUAAAUCAUUUUUUCUGGUAGAAAACGUCCGUGAUUUUAUAAAAUAACGAAAUCGUGAAAUUGUACGUUUUCCUACGUUUUUUCACAUUUAAGUGCUUUCAAUUAAAAAAUGGCGUCAAAAAUCAACAAAAAUGACUUAUUUAAAGUACAAUUUAGACAACUUUAACUUUCAGAAAAAUUGCUACACGUAAAAAUCGGAGCAAGUUUACUAGGAAAAAACGUGUCCACAGACUAGAACAAAGAAAAAAAUAAACAUCGUAAAACCACAAGCUCCCUCGCUACUUAAAAUUACUACGGAAUUAAAAAUAAAUGAAAAUUUCAAGUGCCUAUAAAUAGCUUAAAAGCAGCCAUAAUAAUUUCAAAAUUGUAUACAUCUAAAAAGAUUAAUACAAGUAUUCGGUGAAAAUAUUGGGUUUCUAUAAUAAUUUUUAAACAAAAUCAUCAUCAAAAAUAAUAAAACUUAUUUUCGUAAAGUUGUCUCCACUCACAUGGACAAAAUGACACAUGGACUCUAGACCGAUUGAAACAAUGUAGAUUGUAAUAAACAUAAAACAAUUUAACCUUUUUCAGACCAACUUCGCAUAGCUGUAAUACUAUCAUACAUCAUACUAUCUGUAUUACAUGGUUUCGAUCGUGUGCAGUUUAUAUGUGGGUAUAGUUAAUCGCGUGGGAUAUUAUGUGGUAUAAUUUACAAUGUGUUUUUAAAAUUCUUUUAGUCCCCAUGUGCAUACAUUUUAGAUUCUGAGUUGAGCGAGAAAUGUAUUGGUUUUACAAUGAUGUUUAUUUAUGUAUUUUUAUUUUCUGUAAACAACUUCUACCAGCAAUUUUGCUCCGAUUUACAAUUAUAGCAAUUUUUCUAAAAGAAAAUCUGACUGGGAUGGUUCGUUAGGGAGGCCAUUUUUUGAUUUUCCCAGCUGUUUCCAUAAUAAAAAGGAAAAACCGGGAAAAUAGAUGCAAUAUUAAACAAUUAUUAUUACAGAAAAUAUAUAAUGGUAUGUAAUUAUUUUACCAUAAUGUGACAUAUAUUUUGUUGACAAAGUAAAGCUAUGCUCAGAAUCGUUUUUCAUUUGUAAUGGUUAAUCGUUGCAUACUUAUAUAGAUACAUUAAAUAUUUAAAUUUCCUCUUUACCUUCCUAACUUCUCAUCAACAACACCCACCUACGUUUGAAGUCCUAGUUUUGGUAUGUCCGUCUUCUUUCUAUUUGUUAAUUCUUCUUUUGGCUUUUACCAACCAACACAAUAUCGCGCCACCUAUUCCCUUCGAGCACAAUUUCUCUCCACGCGUCUAUUCCCAUAUUCCGUAAGGUCCUCUUCGACUACAUCGAUUCACCUCUUCCUAAGUCUUCCUCCAGGUCUCUUUUCCUGAGGUUUCCAUUAUAGUAUAAAUCUAAUUGUAUCGCUUUCCUCUCUUCUCUAAUGUGUUCAAGCCAUUGUAUUUUCCGUCCUUUGAUAGAUCUGAUCACCGGUGCCACAUUAAUCACACUAUACAGUUUCUUGUACCUUCUCCAACUAUUUAUUACUUCAUCAUAGACUGAGCCGCAUUUUUUUCUCCGGAUUUUGUUUUCAAUCAUCCUCAAUCUUCUCUCAGUUUGUUUAGUCAUCGUCCACGCUUCGCAACCAUACGUGAGAGUUGGUCUUACUAUCGCUACGUUUAAUCUUACUUUGGUUUUUCCAGAAAGAAAUUUUUACCUAAACAAUUUUGUUAACAUGAAAAAUGUUUUUCUGCCUUAUUUAUUCGAAUACCUAUCUCCUUGGACCAAUCAUUUUUCGUAUUCAGAGUUGUACCUAGGUAGGUACUUAAAAUCUUUGACUUUUUCAUAUAUUGACUCUUCCAUAUCUCAGGGGUCUUCAUCGCUUUCGAGAAAUUUCAUUAUUUUGAUUUUAUCGUCAUUAAUGUACAAUCUUGAUUUUUUCACCUCAUUCUUAAGUUUUUGGAUGCGUUCGCUACGUUCUCUAAGGAUUCACCUAGAAUAUCCAAGUCAUCUGCAAAGCCUAGAACCCGUAUUCUGUUAUUAUUAUUUCGUGAUUAUAGUUUAUCGGUUUGAAAUUAAAAAUGUAAAUAUGAUGUCAACUAUAAAAUACCUAUACUAAAUACCAAUUUUCUAUAGAGGUAUUUUAAAAUAAAUGAUCAUUUUUUCGAAAAUUAGUCGAAAAUAGAAAACAAAUAGCUUUGUGUCACAACUCCAGUAUCAUAACUCGAUCUAGUACCUUCGUCCUAUUUACUCUAGAUGGAAUCCUUAGUCGAAGUUCGCCAAAGUCCUUUGGGGAACCUAUUGGUUUCUGUGAAAAAGAACACUUUUGAAAUACAUUAGGAAACCGCCUAAAAAUCGGGAUGAAUGGCAACUCUAAUUUAUCGCCGAUUAAAAUUAGUAUCUUAUAUCAUAUCUUGUUCAAUGAGGAUAACCAACUAAUUAUUUAGGAUCGCCAAAAAUACAAAAUAUUGGGUCCCCGUGUAUAAAAUAUUUAUUUAAUGAAUCGUAACAGUAAAAAGGUUGAGAAACACUGGUGUACACGAUAAUGUUGAUGGUAAUAAUAUACAUGAAUCAUUACAAUCAGGUAUAUGAUUAGUAAAUUAUGAAGGUAUGAAGGUAAAUGAUUCAUGUACAAUGAAUGUUAACAAGGGCUGGGAUUUCAGUGCAUUUUGCAUUUUUUCCCUAAAGAUUGUGAUCCCGUGUGGUGUUCGCGUAUAGUCACAAAUUCGUUUCAUGAAUUUUUGAAUAAAGUUAAUUAAAGUUGAAUUAAAGUUUGUUUUGCAUUUUUGGUAAAAUUACGGUGUCAGUCAUUUUCUUAAUUAUUAGAGCAUUUUAGGGUUUUAGGGGGUAUUUUGGAUCCAAAAUUAGCUAACAUAAUUUGUACAUAAAUAUAACAUACUCGUAUUUUGUAGUACAGUGUAAUAUACAUAUUAUUGGACAACAGUAACAGCAAAAUCUGAGAUAUAUCAAAAUAACUAGAGUUAAAUAGAUAAGGCAAAACCAACGUGUUAUUAUCAGAAUCAUCAGAUUUCCUGUUAAAAUAAACCGGUAGAGCAGUUAAACCGACUAUAUCGUUCUAGUGGGUAUGAGUUUUGUUGUCGUGAAUUGAAUUUAUAACAUUAUAAUUUGUAUCAAAAUUAUCAAAAAUAAACACGUUUUUAGUGCAUUACAUGGAAUUUUUAGGGUUUUACAAGGAUAUUACAUUCCCAGCCUUAACGAUGGCUAACGAGGGUUUUUGUAUAUAUUUUUUUUUUUUUUUUUCGAAUGCAAUCAGCAUCAAAAAAUAAUAACGUAAUCUGUUUUUAAUAAUAUAAUAUUAUAUUAGACAAAUAACGAAAACCACAUAUCACAACGGUAAUGAAAAUAGCACAUUAAACGAACUAUAGCGCAAGGGCACAAAUUUGUCCGUCACGACGGGACGGGCCGUACUACAGUGUUGUUGACGAUGGUGUCACGGCCACGCGAACAGUAAAUAUCACCCGUUCGUCUUCUGACGCCCUCGUCCGGGCAAGACCCGUCCACGUCGCCCGCGCGUGUUUGUGCUCCGGCCGUCGCACGGCACUGGCACGGCGGCCCCGCACGCCGGGCGAAAGUCGUCGUUUUCGACGGGACGUUGUAACUGUCUGAUUCUAGUGCUGACGCCCAGGCACCCGAUGUCGCCAGCGAAGAAGUCGGCAAAGUUGCUCUCCACGUACCACGGGUAACCGAGUAGCCCCGCGGUCACCAUGAACGGUACCCUGGACUUUUGGCUGCGUAGCACGUACCUGUAUAGCGUAACGAUAACCGUUGGCGAUUACAUGCUCGGGAUGAUGUCUGCCGCGCAGUCGUCAUUUCGAUAAUGAUAUUACUCAGAGCUGUGUGUGUGUAUGUUGUUGUCGUUUGCAGACGACAUUGAACUAUACAUAAUAUUUACGAUUGAGCGCACGUGCGUGUAUGUUUUAAAUUCGGACCAUCGGUUUUACUACUGUGUUUUGUUUUUUAUUUUUUCGGUCUGUGUGACAGCUUUUCUACCGGAAAACUUUCACCGCAACGUAGGCUGUAGCACCUUUUCUGAUAGGUAAUUCUCUCUAGUCGGUGUACCGAGGAGGUAAUUUUUCGAUUUAUCAAGGGGUUCUCGAAAUAAUCGAAAAAAACCGCAAAGAAAAUUAUUGGUAAAACGGUAAAUUUUUACGGCCCGCGCCGCAGCGCCGCGGAGUUUUCAUUGUUCUUAUUAUGUUAACACGGCGUUUUAUACCAGAAAUAUUGCUCCGAUCCAAAACUGACAUGAGAUCGAUUUUGUUCCUUAUAAUAUUUCGCCGUUGACGGUGAAAGUUGCUUUUUGAUAUCUAAACUAUUAUCUAAUUAUCGGGAAAAACCAAAAGAGACGAAAUUACGAUUACGAAAUAGAAACGAAACAAAAACGAUAGUGGAACGGACUACACUGAUAAUCGAAGAGCGGGCGAACAAUUGUAGAUUGAAAUCAGUAGCGCGAGCAGAAUUUUUUUUUCGGAAGGGGUUUUUGCUUAUAACAAUUUCCUAGAGAGGAGAUGGCAUAUAUUACAGUACAGUACUAUCACUAUUGUUAUUGAAUAAAUGAUUUUCGAAGAAAUUAAAUUAUAUUUUAUUCUGUGAUAAAAGCACACGACAUUUAUUCGUGUGUCGUUGACUGUAACACUUGAUUUAAAAAAGGACUGACAUACUUCACGCGUGGGCGCAACCACUGUUGUAGGUGGGAAGUUUGGAUACAGGUAGGAUACAGACGGUAAUUUAAUGUAUAUCUGUAAGCAACGAUAAACCAUUGCUAACGAAAAAAACGAUUCUGAGCGGAGUUCAGUUGAUAGUGUUGCUUUGUCAACAAUACAAUAUAGUAUGUAGUAUAUCUGUCAUACGUCACACGGUAAAAUAUUUUCAUAAAAAAAAUAAUUAAUUUUCAUGUCUUGUGUAAAGACAUACUGAAAAAUCAAAAAAAAAAAAAAAAAAAAAAAUACUGUAGCAAAAAUAGUCUUGCUGCAUAUAGAGCGAAUGGUUCGCCGCAGUCCGGCGCGUCGCAGCGUCAGUCGCACACAAUGGAAUCCGUACUCGAGCCGUGGGGCCGAAAAAUCGACAGUGCGGCUGAAAUUUAAAUCGCGCCGCGCUGCGUCGCGUCUGCAGACACGUGUGUACAGGAAUCGCACCUUGAGGGUUCGUGAUUAUUUAUUAACCGUCACUGCGUCAGUUGAUUUUACAAUUACAACAGAACAGCGUCGUAAGACGUUUCUUAUCGGUUAAAAAUUAAAGACACUUCGGGGGUCUCGUUAUCGCACCUCGUUGUGUAACCAGUAUAUCUUUAAUCGUGGUGUUACUGCAGACGGUGGGAGAACUAUGAGUGGAAUUAAUAGAGGAUUAAUUGGAGAAUAAAUGUAAAAAUUGGCGGAAGAAAGAUGUGUGAAGUACCUAUGAUAUUUCAUCGCGUCAUACGUCAACAGGCAUUGUGUUGCAAAGUUUUAGCAUGGGAUGAUUUUAAUGAAUAUUGUGGUGUCGACAGUUAACUACAUACGUAAAUAUGCUUCAGCACAUCGUCAGUUUAAAAUGUUUUUUGGUUAUGCUGAAUGUGAGGAUAUAAUAUAUUUUUCCGAAAUAAAGUGGUUGAGUAGAGGUGUAGUUUUGAAACGGUUUUAAUUUUACGAAAUGAAAUAAAUAUUUUAUGUCAGAAAAGUUUAAAAAUAUGUACCAGAAUUAUCAAAUGAAAAGUGGGUUCAUAAUCUUGAAUUUUUAACUGAUGUAACAACAUUACUGAAUACGAAACUGCAAGGUAAAGACAAAUUGCUGUCAGAUAUGUAUUCAGAUAUAAAAUCAUUUCAAGUGAAAUUAAAAUUAUUGCACAGACAUAUUAAUGAACAGCGAUUGGAUCAUUUCGUAUGUUGUACAAUUAUAUUAGAAUCAUCCAAAUUAACUUUAUAUUGGGAAACUAUACAAAUUUAUGUACAAGAGAAAAAAAACAAGUUGAUUCAAAAUCCUUUUUCUGUUGAAAUUAACGAUGUUGAAUCUAAUUUACAGAUGAAAGUCGUUUAAUUGCAAAACAACGAUGUUCUUAAAACUGCUUUUAAAGAACGUAAUGGCCUAAAAAUAUUUUAUUCAAGUCUUUCUAAAAUAGAAAUGAAAAGCUGUUACAAAAUAUAGCCCUCGUAAGUAAAAAUGUUGCCGACCUGUAGCCUAGAUCAUAGGUAAACAGUGCACGAGGCACGGGGGCUAUGGCCAACCCUCUCCUCCAAUUGACGGUAUUAUAUAUUUGGUUUUAAGAUUUAUGUAAGUAGUAUUAUAGACGUGGUGCGCACGUACCGGAUACAGCGACUUAAAGACGGAGGGGGAAUCGGGUGCAAAAUCCCUCCCUCCCCCUGGUCUUUAUUUUAGAUUCAGAGUGGAACGAAGAAUGCAUUCACAAAGAUAUAUUUUUUUUUUAUGUGAACACUUUUUCUACCAGGGACCCUAUUCUCAAACUCAUACGAAUAGGAUCCGUUUACGAACUAUUCACAUACAAUAUUUCCAUGAACGAAUGGAAAAUUGUAUUCUCGAACUGAUUUGUUCAAACUAUCGUUUGUAGGAGAAUGAUAAACCAUGAACAGCGGCAAUGUCGAAAAAUAUUUGAUUUGCCAUGGAAAAAAAAGUUCAAUGUGAUAAUUUGAUGUAUACAUUGACGCGCUUAAUUAUUUAUAUACCUAUUUCAUUUGAGUAAUAUUAUUGUAAUUGUUAUAGUACACAUUAUUAUAUUUGUUUCCUAUUUAUCAUAAUUCAUAAUAUUUUCUUUCCGCUAAUAUUCAAAUUGAAUUAUAGUGUACAGUUAGGUACACUUUAUUAUUUACUAGAAAAUGUUGGAAAAACGAAAAAAAUAUCAAUCGAUAACGAAUGAACAAAAGUCGGCAAUGGUUGAAUUUUUAAAAAGUCAUCCAGUUUACACAAAGGCAUUUACUCAGCUACAUUUACUCAAGCUAAUAGUAUGCAAAAAUAGCAAGGAUUAAAUGAUAUACUUAAUUGUAUACCGGGUCCAAUAAAAAACUAGAAAGCUUACCGCAGAGUUAAUAGAUUGUAUAAUAAUUAUUAUUGUUUACACCACGUGACAGAUAUCGGCCAUAUUACAUUAUCUUUUCUAUGAACGUAUUGUACGGUAAAAAUCUAAUAAAUGAUUAUUAAUAUCAGUAUAAACUGGAUCUGUAUACGGAAAACUAUAUCCACCUGCCUGCCCUAACAGAAACUAUAGUGUGAAUGUUUUUCACAUAACAUAACUGAUUCAUAUAUGGAUAGGUUUUGAGAACACGACUUUUUCUUAUCAUGUGAAAAUGACAAUUUCUGUAAACGGAUCCUGUUCGUAUGAGUUUGAAAAUAGCGGCCCAGAUAGCUUACUGAAACGCAUACUCGAUGUAGAUCCUUUUCUGAAAGAAAAUUUUCUUGGGGUAGUGCUAUAAGUAGUUCAUUUUUCGAUUUUCUCAGGAGUUUUGUUAUCGAAUGUGAGAAAUCGAAAAAAUAUGGUGAAAAACGGGAAAAUAUACGAAAUAUAUAAGUAGAAUAUUAUGAUUUAUUUUAUUCUGUGGAAAAUUUUUCUACCAGCAAUUUUGUUCCGAUUCACAAUGAUAGCACUUUUUCUAAAAGGAAAUCUUACUGGGGUAAGGUACUUUAAAGAUUUCAUCUAUUGAUAUCCUCAGGAGUUUUCUCAGCAAAUGUGAAAAUCCGAAAAAAAACGUAGGAAAACCAGGAAAAACGAGAAAAUCUAAUCAAUUUAAACAAAUAUUAUUAAAGAAAAUAUAUAAUAUAUAAUACAUAAUUAAAUAGGCAUAUUUAAUUAUUUUACCAUAAUACGACACAUGUAUUGUUGACAAAGUAUCACUAUCAACUGAACUCCGUCCAGAAUCAUUUUUUCGUGAGCAAUGAUUUAUCCUUUCCAACUUUCUACUUAAAACAGUGGCUGCACCCGUCUCCGUUAUCCUAGGAUAGCUUUUUUUUUUUUUUUUAUUUAAGUAUUAUUUACAUUGCCCGUCGUAAUAUGUGUACUACUACUACACCCGCAAACAAUCGUUUUCUUGUUUAAAGAGAAAAAACGUUUAUAAACGUAAGACAAUAUUAUUAUUAUUAGGACUGUGAAUUUGUAGGAAAAUGCAUUUUUUUGAUUAUUGUGAAAUGUAGCUUUCUAAGUACAUAAUUUGAAUUAUGUACUAACAAAUUCAUUUAUGAAACUUUUAUUUUGCAUUUUUUGGACUUUUUAAAUCAUAUUUUCCUUUAUUAGUUCAUUUUCCAGUAUUUUUAAUCAAAUCCCGUCAAUUGUCAUCUUUAUACACGUAUUUUUUGUUUUACAUAGGCUAUAUAAUGUGAAUAAACGUCAAAUUUAUAUUUUAUAAAAUAUUAUAUCACACAAGCAGAUUCGAUAAAAUAAGGCAAUAUUGCUUAGAUUAGUGAUUUGUGGGCUUGCGAUAUAUCAAUAUUAGUAAUAUCAGUAAUAUCAAAAUAGACAUAAAAAUUAAAUUAAAAACAAUUUUAAGUGCAUUUUAUGUUGCAUUCUUUGAGACUUUAAAUGUAAAUUUUGUUGCACUUUUUUCAUUUUUUUGAGUUUGAUUAGUUAAUGUUUAACGUCAUAUUUUAAGGUUUACCACUGCAUUUCAUUCACAGUCUUAAUUAUUAUGUUUCGAGAUGGCCUUUUAAUUCUAAAACCCGCGCUUCUCUCCCGAAAACAAGCCUUCAUGACCCCCUACCAGCCCGUCUGUAGAAUUUAAAAAAAAACCGUCCGUCUCCUCUCAAGUUCCAAGACCUAGUCCAAAUCAUGCCACUGACCGGAUAAACCCGGUUCGGCACCCGAGUGGUAGCAGCGAGUAGUAGGGGAAGGACACAGGGGUACGUGCCCCCCCUGUCAAUGGACUACAGUUUUUAUUUAUAUAUUUUAUAUUAAUUUAAUAUAUAAUUUAUACUAAAUUGAUUGAAAAUAUAAAUAAUAAGCCCCCCCCUUUGAGAAAAUUUUGGAUCCGCCACUGUCAACGAGGUUUGAGCUUGAACUCGUAUAUUUAUCAAUAUUAGUUGCCGUUGUCGCGGUGGUGUUUAUCGAACCGUGUGUUUAGACGUGUAAGACAUUUCGUUUACGUAAACUUUUAUAGUAUGUAUGUAUAUACAUACUAUACAGGUGCUGAUAAAUUUUCGAUAAGACAAUCAUUAUCUAAAAAAAAGAUUAAAAUUUUCGAGUUUGAGCUCUUUUGGUCCAGAGGGAGCCGCCAAAAGUUUCCUAAAGUAGCGGGAAAAAGAUUAUAAAUUAUUUAACUGACGCAAUUCACAGAGUGCAAUUCAGUUUCUAUUUUCGGGAAUAAUUUGACAAAAUUGUCCGGAUUCCCAAUAGUUUUUCUAUGCAGUUUAUAAGAGACCAACUAAAAAGUCAUUAAUUAAUUAAGACACAUUAAUUUUAUUUUUGUUGAGUAUUGGGUUUUUUCAUUUUUAAUAAUUUGUCAUUGCGUAAACUAACGUAGUUAUCCUGAAUGUCUUGUUUAAUCCCGACUACCCACCUACAACAGUGGCAUACCCGUGAGUAGUAUUAACUAUUGUCUAUUUCGUCUUCAUAGUUUUCUUAAAUUUAAACAAUAGUUAACAGGUUAGUGAAAAUCAUGUUACGUAAAUCGCGUUUAUAUCGGUCAUUACUCGCGUUUAAAACGCGAGUAAUUCGACCAUUAUUGAUAAAAUACAUCAGCCUCGUCGUAUACACACGGCUAACGAUAUCCAUUGCAAAUGACGAAUACACAUAUAACUCGUCAUCAGAACGGAAUAAGACGGCUGUUCUUUUUUCAAUUGAAAAAUUUGUCCCGGGUCUAACACGGGUUUUUAGAGGAGAAAACAAUUCCAACAUACCGAACGUCGGCUUACAUUUAAUAUCGGGAGGAAAGAUGUUUUUCCUAUAAAUGAAAAAAAUAAGACUGGCCAUUUACCAGGGCGUUUUAAGACCGCCGAUUAAAGUGAAUUCAAUUGUGUGUUCAGCGAGCGAACGCCGCGCGCCUACGGGGACUGACGGUAAUGUUUCGCAUUUCGCCGCCGUACCGACGCGGCCUAUAUUUUAUUUGGCGCGUUCUGCACGCGGGUCGACGGGCGAUGAUAUUAUUUACCUAAAAUUUUCGGCGCGCAACGGCGUGUUCACGUCCCAACUCAGUACGUCUCCGUUGUCGCCGGUCCGGAAGUAGAUGACCGACCCGCGGUCGGUGCCCAGCACAAUCAUCUUGCUCGGUUUCCGACCGGUGAUCACGGUCGCCAGACUUACCGUGGUCUCGUCCAUGGCGUGCACCGGCACGUACAUCAUGUUGCACGACAUCCCAUACGUGACGUAAAGCCGCAGUUGGCGGACCGGGCCGCCGCCCGCGGCCUCGUCCGUUACGUCCACGCGGGCCAUCGCCAUGUACAUCAUGCCCCGGCGUCCGCAUUGGCCCGCGGGCACGUACACUUUGAACGAACGGUCGCAGCACACGUUGUACACUAUCACGUUCCCCGUGCCGGCGUCGGACACGUACACGAACAUCCCGGCGCCCGUGCUCUGAUCCACCAGGAUCGACUGCAACACGCUGGCCCGCGUCGUAGCACGCGACAGAUCGAUUGCCCGUACGAUCUGUGUGCCCAAGAUACAUUGCGCCACGCACGCGCAGAAUAAUAAUUUACAACAAUGCACAGUGCACUUUUAAUUUCGGUUUUGUUUUGUUUGCUUAUUAGCAUACGUUUAACAUGGAUCGCGGAUCGAUGUAAAAUUACAAUCGAGUGUAAAAUAAUCGACCCGACGAUCGGAAAGUCUUUCGGACGGUUUAAACAAUUUGUACACCGUUUAAGAAAAUAGCCGAGUUCGGUUUUUUCGCUAUAGCUAAUAGACGAAGAACGGAGGGAUAAAGUGAUUUCCCGUUUGCGUUGCGAAACGAUUUUCGUUUUGGAAUUUUCGACUUACGCGCGCGAGAAAAAACAAAAGAAAUUACCUAUGGAAUAAAACAACGUUCAGCUUGUUGACCGGGUCACAGGCGCGUUUAGACUUUCACGGUCGGCGUGGCGGGCGCCGAUAUUUGUCGGGGAACCCCACUAAUAGAGGAACGAGAAGAGCAAUUAUUACGGCACUUGAAUAUUUCAUAAACUUAAAAUUACAUUAUUUCUCGACUAUUGUUACGCGCAAGUGUAAUAUCGAAUAAUACGCGUCACGUGGUUUUCGGAACACCGUUACCGCGUUAGAUAUCCUCGGUGCGGUAGGCGCCGGUGUGGUACACGUUCGUUGAAUAUCAAUGUAUUAUACCAGUAUCGGUUAAUGCCCGCUAUAAAAUUAAGAAAACGAAAACCGAUAAAAUCGCAUUGAUAUUAUUUCAAUAACGAUUAAUACGGUAUUCCGGAUAUAAUUGAACGUUAAACUACGUGCGGGGUAAACGUAUUAUUUUCGACGGUCCGGGAAAAACUGCAAACAGUAAUAAUACGAAUGUAAUCAAUGGAACGCGUCGUUUACUUUAUGCCCGUCAAGUUGGCACCGGCACGCUAUGACUAGUAUCGAUAUUUCGCUGAGAAUUCGCUGGAUUACGCCAGGGCCUUUUUGAAUUUCGCUAUGGCCCGCAAACUUCGAAAAUCCACAAACGAACGUGCUGGUGCUAUUUUUGUGGCUGCACCGGCACAAUGUUUGAUUCAAGAAAGAAUUUUGCCAAUAUAUUCAGCCGAAUUUGCUAGAUUUUGCCUGGGUAUUUUUCGAUAUUACUAGGACCUCUGUCGCUUUCGGGAGAGGUUUAAAAUUUGACUUCAACAUCGGCAUAUUGUCCGUUUUCAAAAAAAAAAAAAAAAAAACGAUGCCAAUAUAAUAUUUCGGAGAUACCUGGUUAUUGCGCUGAGCCCGUAGAGUAAUAUUAUCCUCUAUGGCCGAACCAUUGAACAAACUAUAUUUGGAACGUGAUGUGUUAAUCUUCCUCAGGGGCGGAGUGGCCGGUCUGUAAAUGGGAAUUUUAAUGUCAAAUUUUGACGAAAAUCGUUUCAGUAAAAAGUAAUGAUGAACAAAUCUAGUUUCUGAUCCAUACAAAUUGUUUCAAUGUAUAUUUAUUUUAUUACUACAUGACAAAUAUAGUUUUAAAAAGCAACAUUCUUCUCAGAAUCGUUUAUUGUUAGCAAUGAUUAAUCUUUGCUUAAAUUAUUCUUCUCUAUAUCUCUUUAACUUCCUAACAUCCCAAUUUUUCAUCGUCCACCCAUCGUGCAAAGUAUGUCCGUCUAUUUUUCAUAUUGUUAACAACUUUUCUAAUAGAAUUUAUUAGUCUGACGUACUAAGUGUAGCAUCAAAUGUAAAAAAUUGAAUACAAGAUACAUCGUAAUGACUAUUAAACAAAUUUCAUUUUGAUUGAUGUAAUAAAGACGAUUUUAUCACUAUAUCGUUAUUAUUUUUUUUUUUUCCAAUACCUAACUACUGACAAUACUGAUCAUGUAUCUACUUUCAAUAAUAGUAUUAAAUUCUAUUAUCAAGUUAAAUUUUAUUUGCUUUAUAAUCGGUUUAAAAUUUGAAACCUCACCUAGAGACGAUAUGGGUCCUAGCAAAGUACAAAAAUGCCCUAAAACAGAAUCUAGCAAAUUCGAGUGAUUAUAUUGGCAUAAUUUUUUUUGGGAUCGGACAAUGUGCUAGUGCAGCCACAAAGAUAGUACCGGCAUGUUUGUGGAUUUCUAAAGUUUGUGGGGCCUAGCAAAAUUCAAAAAUGUCCUAUCAAAAUCCAGCAAAUCCCUAUAAAAAUAUUGAAACUAGUUGUAGAUUCCUAAAAUAAUGUGACAAUGCCAACUUGACGGACGUGUUUAUUUUUUAUACUAACGCCUUUUUAACGCGUUUAUAUAAUUAUCACGUGAUUUUAAACGCAUUUUCAUGUUGUAAUUGAUCUUAUAUAAUUAAUUCGCAUGCAUAUAUCUACCCUCAAAUAGACUUUUGUGAUUAUUAUUAUUAAUUAUAUAAUUAUUUACCGUCCGCGUAAGGUCAAAUGUCUCGCAAUCGCGUGCCGCGGACUCGCGUCCUCUGUUGUUUUUAUUCUUAUCAUCAUUAUCAUCAUUACCAUUAUUAUUAUUAUCAGUCUAGUAAAGUACUUGAGUAUUCAGAUACUUUUUAAGUACACAAAAACGUAUUUUAAAUACAUUUUAAGAAAGUGGCAUAGUAUUUACAUACUUUUUCGUCUUACUUGAUGUACAGAAACGAUAAUUUAAAUAAAAUAAUUCAAAUUUUACAACAAUUUUAUUUUUAUUUAUAGAUUGUUCAUUUUGCGUAUCAGUAUAUAUAUAGUAUAUAGUAUAAUAUAUAUAAUAUUAUAAUAAAAUUAAAAAUAUUUUUACUUGAAUAACAUUUUCGAACAAAAAAAGAAAUCUGAGUAUUUGAAAAUAUCUACAAAUACUUUUGAAAAGUAUUUAUAUUUGUACUUAAAUUUGUCCGAGCAUUCAAAAACUUAUUUAAAUACUUUAGAAAAUAAGUAUCUGUAUCUGUACUUGAAUACUUUUUAAAAGUAUCUUCUUUAAUUACUAUUUAUUAUUAUAAUAUUAUGUCGGUGCAGCAAUAACAAUAAUUGUGCAAAAUUACUAUUUUGGGUACUAUCGGCGGAGUGCUCAGCGAGCGGCUCAGGAAGCUUUAGUCCCCCCCUCCCGUCUACGGUUGGCCGUUUUAAAAUAACAUAAUACAGGCAGUGUUGAAUCCAGUCAAUUUUUCUAGGGAGGGGCAUUACUAAAAUUAAACUAUGAACUUUUUUUUUCUUAUCUACCCUCUUUUUAAGAUCAUUCAAAUUUGUUUAGUUAUUUAAUCAAUUAUUAAUUUACCUAUAUUUAACAGGAAGGGCGAACAAAAUUUCAGGGGGAUUAAUAUAUUUCCCUGACAUAUACCUGAAUUAGACACUGAAUACAGGACGAUUGACAAAACGUAUAAGACAUCCGUUAUUCAUAUACGUAUUUUUCGGCAUUAGAAUAUCUUGGGUAUUUAUGAAACAAGUGGCUAUAAAAUGUUUUAUAUUAGCGUUUUUUUUUUUUUAUCACCCUUGUUUUAAGUGGUGAAACCGCUAAUGGGAAAAAGUGCUCUAAUCUUUACAAAGCGUCUGUAGUUCACGUGAAAUAUGGCUGUGAUACUCUUGCCGAAAAUAAAUCGUGGCAGUAGAUAAUAAUUUUUUUUUUUUUUACCUUCGUUUAUUAUAUAACAGUAUCACCUACCUAGGUAUAAAUACCUGCAGUCCUCUAUUUGCUGCGUUAAGGUUGUAUUACGGAAACAAAAUAUUAUUUUGUGUUCGAUUUAUAUCUGCGGUAAUUAAAAUGGAAAAUGUACUUUGACGCCAGAUUCGUAUAACCAAGAAGGACAUCAGAUAAAAAAAACCUAUAUAUUUAUCUUGCGGAAAUAAUUAUAAUGAUUGAAUAUAAUAAUAUAGUACACAGCUUGAACAUAAUCCCGAAUAAAACUCGCGAGAAUAACGUAUUACGGAGUAUAGGUUUUUAGCGGUUCACUCUGGAUCAAAGAGCUCAAAAUUCGGGAUUAAGUGUUUCUUCAUAAGCGGUAUUAAUAAAACAUUGGUUGAAUUUCAAAUAUAAACUUCGCCACGAGGAAGAGCGUGUUUUGUUCAGCUUUUUACAUUUUUCCAAUUAUCGAGAAAACUAAAAGGAAAAUCAAAAAUGCACAUUCUCGGUGCAUCAACUAGACAAAAUUCGCACUCGGAAAUCAGAGCGUAAUUUCUAGUCGACUAAUUAUGUUCACAGACAGAAAACAAACACAUCUUAGUAAAACCAGUAUAACAUAUUUAGUAGGCACGUAAAUUACAGAAAAUAAUUUCGGAAACUCCGGAGGAGGUUCAGAAGUAAAAAAUUUAUAUAUUUUGAACCACAGAACUAUCUUCGAAUUAAAAAUUUGUAUAUACUUACGAAGUAGAUGUAUAUAUAAUUAUUACAAUAAUAAUAUUAUUAAUUAUUAUGAAACUUAAGCCAGUUUAAUAUAGUAGGUAUAAUAAUAGAAUAUUAUAAAAAACUUAACGGUUCUUUUUCCGAUUGUGCCGGUAAGCAAUCAGUGCAUAUUAUACUUGUGUCCGAGAUCGUUGUCUGUAGGUGACUUACGUCCUACUAAAAAAAGAUUCAAAACGCAAAAAAAAAAUAGCCUACUUGCGUCCAGGAGUACCUUUUUUUGAGCAGCCUAGUUGCAUCCUAGUUUUUAAUUAUGUAAUUAGUGUAGUUAUGUAUAUACCAGUAAAAUGGCGAUUAUUAUAUUAUUAUCUGAGGCCAUAGAAGUAACCCAUUUGCCACUAAAUUUAGUACGAAUAAUUAUUUUUGACGGUUUUGCCGAUACAUCUGAAAUUGUUUUAGCCUAUUACUUAAUUUUUGUCGUAAAAGGUGUGCAGGUCUAUUGGGAAUCAUAAUUGUGUGAAGUUUAGAAAUUAUAUUUUUUUUGAUCAUUCAGCUUUAAAAAACUUUUCGCAAUUUUUAUUUGUGCCCUUCCCCACCGUUGUGUUUCACAUUCAAGCGUGUAUUAUGGUGAUCGAACUUUUAGUUAUUAAUCAUACGACUUUUUACAGUUGAACAAUUUUUUGGUCAAUUUAAUCGACCGUAAUGUAUGAUAAUAUAUCCAUCAAAUUAAAUGUGUAUCAACUAUCAGAUAUUGGUUUUUAAAAAUAUUUAGUACGUUAUAAAAUAAAGCUGGAAAAUUAACGACAACGUUACGGCGCAUAUUAAAUAUUAUAUUCCACCUAACAUUAUCUUUAUCUUCUACACGCUGUAGGUAUUUCAUCCAUAAUCUUAACGUUUAAGCGCAGUUUCAUAGGUUCGGGGAUGUAAUUUAGUUAUGACUAUUAUGAUGACAGACGGGGAAAAUAACACAGCCGAGUUUCCGGGUGAAUUCACUAUGCCUGCAAGCAGUGGCGUAGUUAUGGGGUGGGAUGAUGGGAAUGAAUUCCCCCCCCCAAAGUUUUUUUUUUUUUAAUAUUACAUUUAUUUCACUCGUUGUCACAAAUUGUGGAGUUGCAAAUUUAGCAGAACUAACAUAGUUUUAAAACCAGCUCUUCAAGCACUUACCGCGAGUGUGAUGAUAAAAUAUUUUCCACCAUACUUAGUGAUGAUCAAAACAAGACCAAGACCAAGACUUUCAAAAUCUUGGUUUUGGUCUUAGUUGUGCAGAGUCAGUCUUGGUCUUUGGUACACACGUUAGUCUUGGUCUUGCGCAAGACUCUUGCUAUUUUAACAAAAUGUAUAAAAAAAAAAUUUAAACACCUCAUAUAGGGCAUGUUGUAAGGCGUAUUAUCAACAGACUACAAGUCCAUGACAGUAAGAACAUGAUGUAUAAGACAUUAAUUUAGGUACACAAAAUCCAAUACGGUAACCAUAUCAUACAAACUACGAAAACAAAAUUAAAAAUAUAUUUACAAUAAUGGUGAUACCCACCGUAUUGGCUUAUGUUAUACUAAUUCCAAUUAUUUCCAAUCUUUUUUAAAUAAUUAGCCAUUUUCUCGAAAUAUCGAUAAAAUUUAAUAAAAAGAUAGUGUCUUAUUAUUAUCGUUAUGAAUUAUUUAAUUAAAUCUAGAUCCUCUUAUGUGUUUCCGAGAGAAAAAAAAUUGCAAUAAUGCUCGUUUCCAUGACAAGGGAUUGGGCCACAACUCACCGACUCCGGAUAAACCAUUACUAACCAAAAGACGAUUCUGAGCGGAGUUUCGUUGAUAGUGUUGCUUUUUCUACGAUAUACGGUAUAUGUCAUAUUAUGGUAAAAUGAUUAUAACAAUUAGCGUUUUCAUGACAACAAUGAUUGUUUACAAAAGAUUAAAAUAAUAAAAAAAAAAUUAAUAAAAAUGGUUGCCAAUGACAACCUUAUUUUUAGUCUUCCAAUCUGUUUUAAUCUAAUGAACCGGAUUUUCUUCAUUAUUUCGAAUAUUAAUAAGAAUUUCAGAAAAUAACCUCUAAACCACCCAGGGAAUAUUUUCUUUCAGAAAAGGUGCUAUGCUUGGAAAUCGAAACAAGUUUUCUGGUAGUAGAAGUGUUCACAUAACAAAAAAAUAAUUAACGUCUUUGUAAAACUAGUACAUUUUUCUAAGAAUCUAAAAAUAACAGUGCGAAAUUAAAUGCUCUUUUUAUUUUUAAUAAUUUAUCAUUAAUUUUUUAGUACAACAUAUAAAUUUAUAUUGUAAUUGUAAAUAUAAACUAUAUAAUGCCACAAUGAAUUUUCACAUCCGUUACAAAUUUAAAACGAACUGAUUGCAAAAAAAAAAACGACCAAUGGGGGGGGGAGGUUAAACCCCAUGAAUCUAUCCCCCCCGAGCACGCCCGUGAUUCUAAUAUAAGUUAUAACCUAAAUUCUAAUGAUUAGAAUAUAAUAUAAUCCAAUAUAAUAAUAAUAUAAUAUAAUAGAUUGUACAAAGUUUAGGGGAAUCCACAGCGAUAAUUGUUCUAUGUUUGCACAAGGAUACUAUCGAAUUCCAUAUAUAUAAUAACAUUCAGCUAUAAAUAUUAUGUGUCAUAAUGAAAAAUCGUCAAUAUCAGUAUAUGAUCUUGAUGUAGUUCUCCUGAAUAUAGUGGAGACAAAAGAUAUUUUUGACGACAAGACUAAAAUGGAAAACAAGAUUUUAAAUAAAUUUGGUGCCUUAGUAGUAGGUAUCGAAUUAUUUAAAUGUACCCAGAGAUAUAUUUGAAAAAAAAAACAUAACUGGAGAAUUGGCCCUUUGGCACGAGUAUUGACUCAAUGAGAAGCAAUAACUAUUACCUAUGACUCCUAUUGAUGUUUUGAAACGUUGUGACUAUGACUGCACUUUUGGGACCAAUAUUCUGUUAAAUAUACAGUAAGGUAUACACAGAGGCGUAUUUAGAAUAUAUGCGCCCCGGGACGAAACUGUUUUAUUGCCACCCCUUCUCCUACAAAAUAUUUCACCCACUAAUCUUUACCUCAGACCUUCGCUCCCCACCCUAAAUUACUGAUAAAUGUGUCCCUUGCUUGUUUUGAAUAACAUUUUAAAAUUUAUAUCCUUGGGACAAUUUACAAUUAUUUCAAAGUGUUUUAUAUUCAAAUAAAAAAUCUACUAGGAUAAUGGGAACGGGUGUAGUCACUGUUAUAGGUGGGAAGUUAGGAAGGUAGGAUACAGAAGGGAAUUUAAUAUGUAUAUAUAUAUAAGCAACCAUAAACCAUAACGGAAAAACGAUUCUGAGCGGAGUUCAGUUGAUAGCGAUGCUUUGUCAACAAUAUAUAUGUCAUAUCAUGGUAAAAUAAUUAAAUAGGCAUUAUAUGUUUUCUUUAAUAAUAUUAGUUUAAUAUUGUACCGAUUUUACCGUUUUUCCCGGUUUUUCCAUUUCUUGACAAUAGCUCCUAAGAACAUUAAAAAAUGAUCUCUAAAGUACCUUCCCAGUCAGAUUUCCUUUCGGAAAAAGUGCUAUACUAAAAAUUGAAGGAAGAUUUCUUGCAGGAAAGUUUGCACAACAAAUCGAGGGGUAUUUUUUGAUUAAAAUAGUCCGAGCGAGAGAUAAUUAGGUCUCCAGAUACACCUGAAAUGCAUUUGUUUUUUCUCUGUUUAGAUAAAAGGGAAAAAACAAAGGCAAACUUUUUUUUUUUGAAACCCGGGUUUGGACUCGCGAACCCUAGGAUGACAUUAAGUAUCUAUAACCAUUCGAUUACGACAAACAUAAUUUAAAGAAGGCUAUAUAGAGUUAUUUAACAUAAUAUUAUAUAAUUUCUGUAUAAUAUCAGAAAUUCAAAAAGCUAUUAAUUCGGAACUUAGUCAGUCAUAUAUUCAAAACAAAAAAAUUGAAAAAUUAUGAUCCACAUUUUUUACUCAAACGAUUUUCGUCAAAAUUUAAUGGUAAAAUUCCUUUAAAAAAAAAAAAUACUACAUUAAAAAUUCUUUUUGGACCACAAAGUAAGACUUUUAAUAAACCUCCUGUUAAAUUUUCAAACAUUCCUGUUAGGUCUGAUAAUUUUACCACAGUGUACCUAUACCGUAUAAAAAUUACUUACGAAAUUCGCAAAGUUGAAAUGUCUAUAAUUAGCUCAAAAAUGGCUAAAAUUUUUAAAAAAUUUACUAUUUCUAGAAAAAACAAAUAUAAAUUCUGUUUAAAUUUCAAGUCUCUACGUAUAUUUUUAGUUGAAUUACAAUAAAUAACUAAAAUAAAAUAAAAUUGAAAAAAUAAUACAGCAACGGAAAUCGUAAAUUUCCUGUUUUUCUUACAUUUUUUCCCUUUUUAUUGGGAAAACUACCAGGAAAAUCAAAAAUUGACCUCCCUAAAAGUACUACCUCAAGAAAAUUUCCUUCCAGAAAAAGGUUUACAUCGUAUAUAUCAAAGCAAAGUUUUUGGUAGAAUUUUUUCACACAGUAUAAAACAAUAAAAAAAAUAAACAUCUUUGUAAAACCAAUUCAUUCUUUGCUACACUCAGAAUCUAAAAUAUAGUUAAUAAUUAUUUAGUUUUGUUUUUGUUUUUUAUUGCUUAGAUUAAAUAAUAUAAAACAUAACUGUGUACGGCAGUAUUUUAAAAAAAUAUGUGAAGCUCUCACUCUAGGUUUACUCAAAAAUGUAUCUAUCCCCGCCCCGAAUUAAAUCAUAUCCACGCCACUGUCUGCAAGUGUAGUACUAGGAUUAUUAUUCGCAUGCAAGUUUUGCUGUAUAGAACGCGCAAAUAGCGUGUGUAGCCUGUAUAGCGGUACAACCAGGAAUGGUUGGGGGUAUUGUUUGGGGGGGGUGUUAUAUAUCUACGAAUGUAACAAAAAAAUAAAAUAAAAAAACACACGUCACAUCUACAUUACUUAAAUACACGGAUGUAGGGGUGGAGCAUGGGGCUCAGAUGCUUAAAACAUCCCUGCGGUUGCGCCCAAGCUGCAGUGUCGUCGAUGCAAAACGCAUAAUUCUACGUCGACCGGCGUCAAAAAUAUUCAAAUAUCAUAUUGGAAUUGAAUUGAUACGUUAGGGUGGUAAAAUAAAACUUACUAAAUUAAAAACGUGUACUCCCUUAAAUUUUUAACCCUUCACCCCCCUUCUUUCCCCAUGCCGAGAAAGGUUUAGAUUACGACAAAAAUAGACUUUUUUUUUUCAGUUUUUCAAUAAUUAUUUAGGUAACUAAAAAUUUUAAAUCGCGGAAAAUUAUUUUUCUUCAACACAAUGUUAUGAUAAAAAUUAUAUUAUCAAAUGUAUUGAUCAUUAAUAAAUACCAUUACGGUUAGACGCGAGAUGUUAUUCAAUUAUAUCGUUACAAUUGUAAUCUUUGUACCCGUUGCGUUCUAAUUACGAAAUAAUAUUAUUAUUAAACAACUACCGCCGUGCGCGGCGGUAAACAUACAUAAUUAUAAUUAAAAUACAAUAUCAAUACCAUCAGUAUUAUUACCGCUCGAACGCUAUUAUAACCGCGACGGUAUAAAUUUUUUUAUUAUUAUUCCUUCCCCCUCCCCGCCUCCCCAACGCCGGAGCAAAUUUCCCCCUUUCGUUUCUUCUUCUUCUCACGAUUAUUAUUAUUUCCACAUCACAAUAUUAAUAUGAAGUUUUUCGUCUCGUCCGCGUUUGGAAAACCGUCAUCCCCCCCCCCCCCCCNCCCCCCCGUCAGUUUCGGGCGAUAAAAUCAAUACGUAAUUUGAAUAAUUAUAAUUUACUAUAUUAUUCGGUUCCCCCGCGUAUCCACUAUAUUGUUCGCGUAUACCUACAACAAUAAUUUGCCGUUCGGUCCCGCGAGCAAUUUGAUAUUACCCAUAAUACAGUACAAAGACGGCGAUAUUCAAAUCGAAUCAAAUUCCAAAUUAUUCACAUUUACGCACCCUGCGGUGAGUACACAUAGGUAAUAUAUAGGUGCGUAUUGCGCCGCGAAAUAUUUCCCUUUGCCCAAAGACAAUUUAUCGUGCGGUAAACGAUAAACGAUAUUGCGAUUCCUUAGAACUGUAUAAUAAUAAUCAUUAUCAAUUGCCCUUGUUCAAUCGGUACGCUCGGUUCUCGAUACUCCUAGACCAGGGGUCGGCAACCUUUUUUGACGGAAGAGCCAAAAGUUACAAUGUACAAAAUUUUCCAGAUUUUAAAGAGCCACUAAAAAUUUUCUGAAGUAUUUAAAUAUAAUUUUAUUUUUAAAUUUUAACAGACAUAAUAAUAANAAUACAUCAAUGGGAGCAUUGGCUUUGCAUGUCUUGGCGUGACGGCGUAUGACCAAUUAGUUGUAGAUAGCGUCGCGAUUAUAUUAGAUAACAUAUAAAAAACAUUUUACAACUAUAGACUGUACUCCAUGCGGGCACUGUCAAAUUAUUUUUGUGAUGUAUUAUUUCAUGUUUCCAAAAGCAACAAAAAUAAUAUACUUUUUUUUUUUUAUAUUAUAAAAUAUUGUUUUUGAACUAAAAUAUUAAUUUUUGCGUGUGCAGCUGGAGAGCCGCAACUUUAGACGGAAAGAGCCGCACGUGGCUCGCGAGCCCCAGGUUGCCGACCCCUGUCCUAGACAAUUCGGAUUCGUUUGAUAUUGUAAUAUUCGAAAUGGCGCCCGCUCAUAUUAUGCGUGGACAGACUGCGAUGUAGACCCAGUAGUUUGUACGGGCUGCACUAUUACACGGUUCGUAGUGUAAUCGGAAACGUUUGUUUGAUUAUUAAGAAAAUAUCCGGUUUGCACGCGGAUUAUCUAUCCGGCGUAGUCUACAUUGUGCCGGCCGCUUAACGUUUUCAACUGGGUUUUUCUGAGUUGUUUUACACGGAAAUCGAAUUCAGAGACGAACAUUGCUUUUAAAGGUUUUUAAAUGAUUUUCGAAUUAAAAUUCAGGUGCCUAUGCCUACCAAUAACAUUUAUCAAGUUUCACCUGACUAAUGAUUCGUUAAUCGUAUACAUUAGCAUACAAACGAACGCGUUCUAAGUGAACCGACGGGAAAUAUAUUUCUUCGUCGAAUGCAAUGCUUUAACAUGCGUUUCGUGUUAGAUUAUUGCGUGUACCGAUAUUACGUUGCGAUUUGUAUUCAAUAUUCUGAGCGGAGCGAAACGUUUUUCAUAAAUACAUAACACUCUCAACAGAUGCGUCUCAAAUACUCGGCAAUCGAUAAAAAAAAAAUGUUCGAGUGUCAGCGAAUGACUUGUCAAAAAAAAAAAAAAAUAAAAAAAAAAAGAGUAAAAAUAUCCGUAAGACAAAUAUUAUAUUGAAACCGAAUGGAUACAAAUUUUAAAAUUUAUUAAUUAUAAAUUAUGGAAAGUUAUUUUUAUCUUCAUACAAAUGUUAUAAUACAAAUUAUAUUUAAACCAUUAUUUCAAAAGAAAAAAAAAACCAAAUAAAAUUAUUAUAAAAUGAUGAAUACAAAUGAGCGAAAUACUUCGCACGAUGGGCGGGCCACUGUUGUGGGUGAGAAGUUGAGAAUGUAGUAUAUUGACUGCAAUUUAAUUUAUAUCAGUACGAAACUUUUACCUAACCGUAUUUAACCAUUGCUAACGAAAAACAUUUCGGUAGAUACGAAGUUUAUUUUAUAUAUAUAUGUACAUUUUCCCUUUUUUUCCGGUUUUUCUCAAUUAUUAUGAAAACCUCCUGGAAAAUCAAAAAUCGACCUGCGUCAAGUACCAUCCAGAUAAAAUUUCCUUUCAGAAAAAGUACUGCACUUGAAAAUCGGAGAAGAUUUCUGGUAGAAAAGUUGUUCACAGGUAUAAAAAAGAAUAUAACAUUAUUGUAUAUCGCUAAUAUACGCUCCGAAUUCAAAAUUGUUUACAUAGUUACUUGGUAUAUAAAUAAUUGGAUUUAUAAUUUAGUUUGGUUGGAAAUUUAAUAAAUUAAUAUUGAUUUAUAGUAAUUAUUACUAAUUGAUAAUAAAAAAUGCAGUAUAAAAUCCUUUUUUUAGUGUUGUCUAUUGACUUGCUGUUAUUUUCUUGUUAGUUUUUAAAAACAGUAAGAUGUAAAAAUUAAUAUAAACUACGGAAAAUAAUGUAAAAAAAAAAAAAAAAAACGCUUAAUAAUAAUUAAAAAAUUCCGUAUAAUAUUAAUAUUUUAUCAGUUAAUAUAAAAACUUCAAUAUAAAAAAAAGGCAGCCAUAAACUAUUUAUUUAUGAAACACGGAAGUAAAUUAUCAAAAUUAAUUAAUUAUAAUUUAUAUAAAACUGUAUAAAACUUGUAUUUAUGCAAUUUAGGUAGAAUUCUUGUGACAAAAAGAAAAAUUAAAAAAUGUUUUCCCCAUUAUCUGCAGUGUUAUAAAACGAAUUGGUUUUAUUGUAUUUCUAUUCUACUUUUUUUUUUUUUUUACAGAAAUUCUCUCGUGUGAUUAGAAA
Molecule: messenger RNA, 61770 nt
Organism: Cinara cedri
Lineage: Eukaryota; Metazoa; Arthropoda; Insecta; Hemiptera; Aphididae
Source: the annotation of a GenBank genome assembly